UAGAUCUCUGCAUCUCCAGUGCUGGGUGUCUGGAGAACCAGCCUGUGCUGCCCAUCACAGCUCAGCCAUGGGGCCAGCCCCACUCCUCUGUGCCUUGACUGUACUCUCACUCACAGCUCCAGUCAUAUCGGACCCGUAAGAUUUUAAUUUUCCAUUUCUCUUUGCUCAGCCAGUUUCAUAGUGGAAUAGGAGUGCAGACGGGCACAAAAACUUAAGGAAUAUGAGGAAAUGGCAAAACUUACCUGAAGAAUAAGAAAUCAAGAUAACAAACUCUUUAUAAAAGAAUGGAAAUGGUUUAUUGAAUAUUUGCAGAUAAAUUGUAAACAGAUAAAAACAUUAGCAGUGUUAUUGUAAUAACCUGCAGUUUCACGAGAGUGUAUAUUUAUAGCAGACAAUUAAAGGAGUAACUUAAAUGAAUUUGGAUAUGCAGAAGAUAUGAAAUAAUAAAUUUAAGGAACCGCAGAAAGAGGGGGGAGGGAAGCCAAAUUUUGAAAUGUUAAAUGGAUUGUAAAGUUAAUGAGAUGUAUAAAUUUGAAAAGUAUAAAUAAAAAACUAAAUAGAAAGAAAGAAUGCAGAUGGGCACAUGGGGCUGAGAGUGACAAUGCUGAACUCCCUUUCAUAUGUGGGUCGCAUUGGCUCAGGUUAUCUUCCGCACAGAGGCAGAUUUUAGAGCACUUUCAGGCACCGGGUUUAAAUUGACUUGUUGAAUUGCUUUGAAUGGAGAACCUCCAGGUAUUCUGCUCCCAGGCAUGCAGCUCUGUUUUAUGCACGUUUACUCAGAAACAAUUUCCACUGAAUGACAUAGAAGUCUGCUUGUUGCUGGAGCUAAUUCUAUAGCUUAACUGUAUGCUGUGGGGAGUUAUUUCUUGCAACAUUCAGCUCCGUUGGGUUCUAGGAGAAAACUUUCCCCACACCAUACAUAAUCUAAACUAAUCUCCUGCCCCAAUUUUGUGACUUUCCCUCAUGCCUAACCUUUAAGCUGAGCCUGGAUAGCUCAGGUGGUUAGGGCAUGAUGCUGAUAACACCAGGGUUGCAGGUUUGAUCCCUGUGUGGGGCAGCUGCGUAUUCCUGCAUUUUGGGGAGUUAGUCUAGAUCAGGGGUUGUCCACCUGGUCCCUACCGCCCACUAGUGGGUGUUUCAGGAUUCUAGGUGGGCGGUAGGGGGUUCUCUACAGCACAAGCUGAAUCCUCCUUCCAUUCAGGGUGGAAAUUUUACCAUCAAGAAAGAUGGAUUAGUAAGCAGUAGGUAUAAAAAGGUUGACUACCCCUGGUCUAGAUGAUCAUCAGGGUCCCUUCCAGCUCUAAUUCUUCCAACUCUAAUUCCAAUUCUAUAAUUCUAAUUUAUCUGCCACACCCUGCAGCUGCCCAGGAGAAUUGCAUCCCUCACCCAAUGACAAAAAAAGUUUUUAUUUUAGGUUGUUUUGUUUGUUUGCUUCAGUUUAUUGUUUGGCCAAAGGCCUUAGCAAUUACUGAGUAAUGUCCCCCCCCCCGCCCCCGAUAAGGGACUGUAACGUAAUUAAAAUCUUGGCAGGGAGACAAUGACACUUGUAAUGUGAAAUGAACUUUGGUAUCCAUGAUUAUAUAACAGAUGGAUAACGGUAAAAGAAAAAUAAUAUUUUGGGGGAGAAAUGGAACCCAUGGAGGGAAGGGAGGAGGUCUGAAGGUUCGAAAGAACCUUUUCUUUUUAUGAUUUGAAAUGGUUAAAGUUAUUAUGUAUAAAGGUAAAGAGACCCCUGACCAUUAGGUCCAGUCGUGGCUGACUCUGGGGUUGCUUUACUGGCCGAGGGAGCCGGCGUACAGCUUCUGGGUCAUGUGGCCAGCAGGACUAAGCCGCUUUUGCCAAACCAGAGCAGCGCACGGAAAUGCUAUUUACCUUCCCGCCGGAGUGGUACCUAUUUAUCUACUUGCACUUUGACGUGCUUUCGAACUGCUAGGUUGGCAGGAGCAGGGACCGAGCAACGGGAGCUCACCCCGUCGCGGGGAUUCGAACCGCCGAUCUUCUGAUCGGCAAGUCCUAGGCUCUGUGGUUUAACCCACAGUGCCACCCAUGUUAUGUAUAAAUUAAUGUAAAACUAAUAAUUUUUUAAAAAAAUAAAAUAACUUAAUUAAAAUUGUCUGGAUCCCACAGAGCAACUUUGCAACAACUGCUAAAGUACAAUUUCUCCAAAACUGUCAGGAAAGGCCUUACAGAUCAUAGGAUGUCCCCCUCUCUUUUCUCUCGCAGCCGCUAUCUGGUGGCCUUCCCAGCAAUCAUCCGCCAUCCCAAUACAGAAAAGUUUUGUGUGCAACUGAUGUCCCUGCCGGAGACGGCCCACGUGGCGGUGACAUUAGAGAUGACGUUGCAGAACCACACCCUGCUGGAGAAGGAUGUGGAGAAGCCAGGGACCCACGAAUGCAUCAGCUUCCAGGCAAGUUUCAUCCAUUGCAAGCCACUCAGUAGAAGAUGCUCUCGCUUCUUAGCUAGAUAAGGACAGCAGGUCUCAGUGAAGGACGGAACAAGGCAGCACACUAGCUGUGGUAGAGAUUGCCAUCGCUGCAGUGAACCCCUCCUAAGGCUUAGUACAACACACCACGUGAGUUGGUGCCAUGAUCGUAUGGCGAGUUGCCCCAGCCCAACCCAUGUAAACCUAUGGCAAGAAGUGGGGGCAGGGUAGGUGAGAGAUAAUAUUGCAGGGGCAACAGUUUAUCUGUGGAAAUAGUCAUAUCAGUGUCCGGUCGAAGGUCCAGCAAUAUAAUAAUAAUAAUAAUAAUAAUAAUAAUAAUAAUAAUAAUUUUAUUAUGUAUACCCUGUCCAGCCACUCUGGGCAGCUUACAACACAUAAACAAUUGUAAAACAUUAGACAUUAAAAAUUUCCCGAUACAGGGUUGCCUUCAGAUGUCUUCUAAAAGUCAGAUAGUUGUUUAUUUCCUUGACAUCUGAAGGGAGGGCGUUCCACAGGGUGGGCGCCACUACCGAGAAGGCCUGAUUCCCUGUAACCUCACUUCUCGCAGUAAGGGAACCACCAGAAGGCCCUUGGUGCUGGAGCUCCGUGUCCGGGCUGAAUGAUGGGGGUGGAGACACUCCUUCAGGUAUACUGGGCUGAGGUUGUUUAGGGCUUUAAAGGUUGGCACCAACACUUUGAAUUGGGCUCAGAAACAUACUGGGAGUGACAGCUUGCAUUCAUCCAAGCACUUUCCUGUCCUCAUCCUCUAGCCAAAACAGCUGAUUCCCCCCCCCCCCCCGAAUAUUAUCCUAUUAUUGCAAGUAAGGUCGCAAUUGUUUGAACCCAAGAUAAUUGUUAUGAGCUCAUCUGCCCACACAGAUGUUUGUUUUACAUGUCUUUAACUGCAACGGCUGUUAGAAUGUUCCAACUGUUAUAGGAUGCUUUAAAAAAUGUGGACGUGUUUGCUGUUUCAGGAGGAAGGAUGGGAUAUAAAUUCAAUAAAUGAAAUAUCAGUGUAAGUUGUUUGGGGCAAACACCCAUAGCCUGAAAGAGAAAGGACGGAAAAAGCUCUGACUAGCUGCCUGUGAAUUCCGAUGCAGUGAAGCCAUCAUCUAUUUCUGCAUUCAAAAUGGAUGUUGAAAAUCUACACCCCUCAGUUUAGCUGUCGCUUAUGUUUUUUAAACUGGAUGGAAGCGGGUUCGAGGGAAAGCAAACCAACCAGCAGUAUUUCUCAGGAAUUACAGGGUUCAGAUGGAUUGCUGCUCACGCCAUGUGUACUCGGUUUCAAACACUAGUGGCGAGAGCACGUUGGAGCCAGAGUAAAUGGUAAUUGUUACACAUCCUCAGAACCACUUCCAGGCAAAUUGGCAAGUUCCUGUUUACAAGCCUGUUUCAUGCGGAUGUAUUUAUUGUGGACCAAUCUGAACGUGUUCUGAGGUCAAAAAUAGCUGGGCGUACCUUUAAAAAUAAAACCAACGCUGCCAAGUAAUGUACAGUGGUACCUCGGGUUAAGUACUUAAUUCAUUCCGGAGGUCCGUACUUAACCUGAAACUGUUCUUAACCUGAAGCACCAUUUUAGCUAAUGGGGCCUCCUGCUGCCGCUGUGCUGCCGGAGCACGAUUUCUGUUCUUAUCCUGAAGCAAAGUUCUUAACCUGAAGCACUAUUUCUGGGUUAGCAGAGUCUGUAACCUGAAGCAUAUGUAACCUGAAGCGUAUGUAACCCGAGGUACCACUGUAUUAGAAUUUUAUUUAGGUGCAUUUUUGAAUUUGAUUGUGAUAAUAUGAUUAACGUUCAAUAGUUGUGAUUCCUGCAUUGCAGGGGGCUGGACUAGAUGACCCUUGGUGUCCCUGCCAACUCUACAAUUCUAUGAUUCUAUGGCACAGGUGAAGUUCUGUGUGAAUUUUACUUUUCUCCCCUCUUUUUCGUCCACCAAUCAGUUUCUUUCUCUUUAGGUCCCAGCCUUUGUUCCCAGGAAGAAGCCAAUGGAAGAACAUCAAUCACCCGUAAGUCUUUGCUGCUGCUUCCAACCAUUCCUUCAUUCUGAUCACUGGAAGGAUUCGCGUAACAGAAGAGGGAGAGACUGUAUGAACAACUCGGGAGGAAGAGGGAAAAGUGAGGCGGAGGGGGGAGGAAAUGGGGUGGCAGAGACAAGGAUGGAGGAGCAAACCACAGUGUGUCUGGGCAGAGAGGGAAGCAAAGAAGGCUUUUGUGUGUGGAUAAUAAAGGGAAGAAUUUUUGAUCUUGUUUCCCUAUUUCCUGGGGAGAAGAGGAUCACAAUUUUGGAUGGAUGCUCCGGUAUCUUCUCCAGCUGCAAAAUAUGCUUCUCUCCUCAGUCCUCCUGCUGUUGAAACAGUUUUUUCCCCCUCCUUUAUGUUGUGAAGGAAGAAUUGGCCAGGGUGCAUGUCCUAAUACGAGCGGGUGACAGCAUCUUUGAGGAAAGGAAGAAGGUGCUGGUUCAGGACGCUUAUGUCAGGCAUAUUAUAGAGCCAGACAAGCCCUUUUACAAGCCUGGAGAGACAGGUAGGCAUGACCAUACCCCCCAACAUUUCUCUGAUGAAAACAGGGAUGUCCUAUUCCAUAAUAAAGGGACGCGGGUGGCGCUGUGGUCUAAACCACUGAGCCUAGGCCUUGCUGAUCAAAAGGUUGGCGGUUCGAAUCCCCGUGACGGGGUGAGCUCCCGUUGCUUGGUCCCAGCUCCUGCCAACCUAGCAGUUCGAAAGCAUGCCAAAAAGUGCAAUGUUGGUGUUCCGUUGCGCCAGAAGCGGCUUCGUCAAACUGGCCACAUGACCCGGAAAAACUGCGGAGCGGACAAAUGCCAGUUCCCUCAGCCUGUAAAGCGAGAUGAGCGCUGCAACCCCAGAGUCGGUCACGACUGGACCUAAUGGUCAGGGGUCGCUUUACCUUUACCUUAAGGAAAAGUAGGACAUUCUGGGAUCAAAUCAGAAACAGGGAUGGCUUCUGUAAAUCUGGGACUGUCCCUGGAAAAUAGGGACACUUGGAGGGUCUGCAUGAGUGGCCAGAAGAACCUGGAAGGUGACUGAAGCAGCUGUUUCAUCUUUUGGGGUGGGGUGAUGUGAAACUAUUACAAUAAGCAUUGUAAAAGCUAAGCUGCUAAGCCACAGUAGACCCUGAUCAUCUGCAGGGGAGCAUAAGCUCACACAAGCUAAAUUAGCAUAAGCAAAAUCUAUGUUGCAAAUAACAUAGCAGGAAAAACAGAAGUGGAGGGGAAACGAAAGAUUAGACCUACUUCUGUUUUCUUUUCUUUUUUAAAAAAAUAUACAGCAACAUGAAGUAGAGAAUGAAACUCAAAUAAGACAGAGCCUAAGAGAGAAGAACAUCUACUCUUUAAAAAAUUAUUUUCAAUAGCAAAUAACAUGCAUGCAUUUGCUUUUUUUAGUCAGGUUUCGCAUUGUGAGGCUUGAUGAAGAAUUUAAGGCCAUUGAUGAAACGGUGAGUAUUACUCCCGGUAUCACAAGGAGCAAAGGCUUUCCAUUCAAGGUCUGUGCAGAAACAUUCAUACCAGAAGGGUCUUAUCAUUGCCUCUCUGGUCCAAGACAUUAUGGCACCUGAGGCCAAAAUGGCGCCUCCUUCCUUACCAAGGAAGAAAGCGUGAGGGGAGAUCUACAACAGGAACAAUGGGGGGAAAGAAAGAUCCACAUUGGGAUCUGCUGUCCUGGUGGAUUCUGUCACCCAAGGCAAUCACCUUGCCUCAUGGGUAGGCUGGCCUUGCUAGGGAUGAUGGGAAUUGUAGUCCAAAAUGUAUGGAGGGCAGCAGGUCAGAAACGACUGGUUUACGCAAGGCAGGUUCACUUGAUCUAAAUUAUUUUGCUGGCUUUGCAGAAUUUUGCGGGAACUGGAGGCUAUUCUUUUCCUCAUGAGGCUGAUUUUGUGCUCUUUCUGACUCUUGUCUCUCUCCUUCAUUCUUUGCAGAUCCCUUUGAUACAGUUGAUUGUAAGUACAGGCAAUUGCCGUUUUAGGCAUGACUGAUUGGUGCACAAUCGUGCACACGGGCACAGUGCCAAAUCCAGAAGUGACUUGGAAAUGUCAUAAAAGAUUUCAUGAACAGGGUGGGGCGGGGGUGGAAUGGGGGUGGAAAGGGGCGUUUCACUUUCACGCACGUGCAUACUGACCCAGUGUGCAACCUCCAUGGCUUUUGAGACCUCUUUGCAUAUCUACACAAUACUGUAAAAUGUAAGAUGGCGGGGGGGGGGGAGGGGAGAGCGAUUGAAUCAUAAAUUACAAAAUUUAUAUACAGAUCCCAAUAAUUGUAGCUAUAUGAGAGACUGAGAAUUAUUUGUUAUAGUAACAAACCGUGCAGAAGUGCUGUAUUUAAUCACAUCCAAGUCACCACCCUGUAAUAGUCACUCCCUCCUUUUUCUGACCCAAAAAAUGGUCCCAGAGUAAAGGGCUGAGGGAGCCGGCGUCCACUUCCGGGUCAUGUGGCCAGCAUGACUAAGCCGCUUCUGGCGAACCAGAGCAGCACACGGGAACGCCGUUUUCCUUCCUGCUGGAGCGGAACCUAUUUAUCUACUUGUACUUUGAAGUGCUUUUGAACUGCUAGGUUGGCAGGAGCAGGGACCGAGCAACGGGAGCUCACCCCGACGUGGGGAUUCUAACCGCCAACGUUCUGAUUGGCAAGUCCUAGGCUUUGUGGUUUAACCCACAGCGGCAUCCGUGUCCCAGAGUAGUCCCCACAUAAUAGUUGCAGGGCUACUUUCACCGCGCAUGCUCUUACUGGCCGAAGGCAACAGGUGGAGGUGGGCAGGCAGGCAAGCAAGAGGGGAGAGUGAGGCACAAGAGACUCACAAGACUUGCCUCUUCCCACGAGAUCUAAACUGUACGGUGGAUACAUUAAGGUACGGACAGUGCUGGAUUUACAUAUAAGCUAAACAAGCUAUAGCUUAGGGCUCCACUCUAUUGGGGGCUCAAAAAAAAAAAAAAAUUAAAGGAAGAAAACCCCAGGAGGUUCUUUGAUAAAAAAUGUAUUUUGUUAUGUGCAAAUGGCUUUAGAUACCUAUUAGGUUCAUAAAUUACCAUAUAGCAUAUAUUCAACACAAAAAAACCUGCAACAAUUUGUUGUUGACAAAGGACAGCUGGACAUAUAAAGGACCCCAUUACCUUCAAUAGCUUAGGGUCUCAUCAAACCUAAAUCCAGCCCUGGGCAUGGAGCACCUUGUUUUCUCACCACAUCAUGUAGGGUUGCCAUAUUUCAAAAGGUGAAAAUCUAGACACAAAAGUUGGUUUGGGCAAAGCUUUUUGUUGUUAAGGGAAAUUUGCCAAAAUCUACACUACUGACAUGGGCUGUCAUAUGUUUCCCAGAUAUUUCAGCACAGUUUCCUUUUUUAAAAAAAUAGUUUUUCUUAAGUUUUUCUAAUUUGCAUAUCAAGAUAAUCAUUUGGACAACCUUCAAUUAAUGACUUCCCUUCUUCUCUUUCCGUGGUUCAUUUUGCACACCAUACAUCCCUGCAUAUUUUAACAUGAACUAAACCAUUCAGUAAUCCAUUGUUACACCAUCAAAACAUAUUUACACUGCUGAAUUUAUCUUAAUGCUACCAGUGUUUUUAAAUGUACUCAACUUUCACCCAAAUAAUCAGUAAACACUUUCCAGUCUUCUUUAAAUGUAUAUUCUUCUUGUUCUCUUAUUCUGUAUGUUAAAUCUGCAAGCUGCACAUAUUCCAUCAAUUUAAGUUGAUUAAAUUCUUCUUAGAUUGGGACCUCACUUGAAUUCCAUCAGCACUGUUUCCAACGGCCAAAUCCAGGCUAUGUCCAGGAAAUUCCAGACAUAUGGCAACCCUACAUGGUCACCAGGUUUUUCCUCAUGUAAUGGUUGCACACACCCCUUUGUUUGCAAAGGAAAAAUCAGCACAAAAAAUGUGAUCAUUAGGCGAUGAAAUACGGUAUGCAAUACUGUCCCUUCCAUGCUUUUUUUUUUUUUUUUUUCAGAGUGUAUUAUGCAACAAUAUUAAAUAGCAUCUUCCCCCUGUGACAGCUCUCUUCUCACUCCUUCACAGAUCCCAGGAGAUAAAACCCCUUUGCAUGAGUUUUGCUUUCUGCCCCUUCGCAGAGGAGGGAGUGUUGUGGGUACACUCAGAAGUGGGUGCAAUAGCAGAUAAUAAUAAUUAUCAGUCCGUCAUAUAGCUACAGAUAUUGGGAUCUGGUGGAUAAAGGAAUGGAGCUGAUAAAGAUCGCAGCAACAGAGUAGUGGAAUGGAAGGGAAAUGAUUGCGGGUGCAAAAACAAGCAAGAUAGCAAACCCAGGCUAGGAUAUUUUCCCCCCAAGCCCCAUCCGCCGGCAUAGACGGCAAGCGGCAGAAUAUCAAGGAAGAUGCUGACUGAAAAAACAGAAGUACCGUACUUUUCUGUGUAUAAGACUAGGGGUUUUUUUACUUUAAAAUAAGGUUAAAAAUGUGGGGGCGUCUUAUACACGGAUAGUGCAUAUGCCCAUUUUCUUAAUUUGUGGUACCCCAAAGUAGGGGGCGUCUUAUACAUGGGGGCGUCUUAUACACGGAUAAAUACGGUAUGUCGACUUUUGUGGGCCACUUGCACAGUGCUCUGUUGGGGCACAGCCUCAGUAUUGCUGAAGACUGCAGCCAAGUGAAUGAACUGUGGGAAUGUUGAGGACAGUAGGAGAGGAUAUAUUGAUUAAUAUUAUCCUUCCUCACUCACGCUAGUGAGCUUGUAGCAUUACCAUGUACAUAGCAGGAAGCUAAUGGACUGGAUUCAUGAAAAUCACUUGAGUUAAGCAAUCCAGUCUGGUUUGUCCGGAUUGGAUUUGUUCCUGGUAAGUCCCCUUUUGUUCCCUCUUAAAACGACGACGACGAUUACUAUCUUCUUUUAAAGUAAUGAUAAGGUUUACUCACAUUCAGUCCACAGUGUGAUCCUGAAGGCAGGCUUUAGCUUGUAGUUACAGAUACAGAGAAAAGUGUGGGUUCAUCCUCUUGUGAGGAAUGAGCCCAUGUGCUGCUGGCCGAGAGCCAGCACACAGCAAAAGGUAUUUAGAUAGUACAAGAGGAAGAGCAUCAAGAGAAAGAUGGCUGUGUGACCAGCCCUUUUAUGGGGUCUCAGAAGGUCACACCCAUCUACCUGGUCACAUACAGGGAGAGGAUGCUCCAGACCAGGUGUGACAGGAAGUCCUCCUGGCUGGAGCAACAUUCCCCUGUGUGUCCGCUCUGGGCAAACAGGAAAUGUUGUAUUUGACUGCUUUUCUGAUGUUACAAACCACACAAACAUCACAGUCUUUUUGGUCUUAUCCCUGUGCCCAGGAUCCUAAUGAAAACCGAAUAGGCCAGUGGGUGGAUGUGAAGCCUCAAAAUGGCUUUGUGGACCUGUCUUUUCCUCUGGCCUCCGAAGCAGUCAUGGGACGAUACAUCAUAGCAGUUGGAAGUUUAUUUUUUGGACGUGAGGAUACAAGAAGAGAGUUCAUGGUGGAAGAAUACGGUGAGAUUUCAAAGGGAGACCACUUUGGUUGCAGUGUGUGUGUGUGUGUGUGUGUGUGCGCUCACGCAUGUGCUAACAAGAAAAGGAAUACAGGCUAUUACAUUAUUAUUAUUCCUUCCUUUCACUCUGUUUGGUAUAAUAUGUAGCGAUAGGGAUACAGUAUUUUUGUUUUUGAUUGAAUUUACAGCAUACCUGUCCUGGCUAGGAAUCCUAGUUGCCUUAGAUAUUUGGAUUUUUAAAUUUUAUUUUAUUAAAUAAAAAGUGAACCUCUUCCCCCUGCAGAGAAAGGCAAGCUCCUUAAUCAGACUUCCAUCUUAAAAACUGUUAUUCUUAUAUGUGAGUUGGCACACAAAAGAUGGCGGUGUAAAACUGAAAUCACUCAGUGCCAUUGCUUGCCGUUUCUCCUCUCAUUGCCACGUGGGCAGAGAGAUGGAGGGAGAAGCUCCCUUCACCAACAUCUGUUUAUAAUCUGAACCCAGGAUGUGAACUACUGAUGCAGAGAUGCAGACUUUCCUCCAUUCCCACACCACUUGCGACAGAUGUCAGUUGACCUUAGUGAUGUUCUCCAAAGCUCUGGGAAACUCUCCCAAAGGAAUUGCCCCAGGGCAGAGGUUUUCAACGUUUUUGAGUCCAUGGCUCCCUUGACCAACCACAUUCUUCCCGCAGCACCCCUGUGGGGCUCAGGAGCCCAGUUAUGUUGCCCCUUGCCUGCAGAGCUGGCAGCCGCUCACCCGUUUUUGAACACCCUCCCUUGGGGAGUGUUCCCUCGGCCUCCUUUCCUCUCCCCUCUCCUUGGGAGUCCUCUGGUGCUGCCACCCCUGGUCUCUGAGCUGCCCCCCACUCGCCUCAAAGAGAGGUGCCUCCUCACACUGACCCACAGAUGCCCGGGAAUUGUCUGCCCAUUCCCAAAAGCAAGGGCAGGGGGACUGGCUGACUAGACUUCCUCACCUUGCUUGCUUGCUUGCUUACUCACUAGGAGGCCGCCUCAGCUCCUAGUAACCAGCACCCCCUGGCCAGCCCCAGAAGCACCAUUUGCCUGUGGAGCUUGUAGCCAGGGCUGCACAACAGCCGCACAAGCCUUUGGGAGGCAGAGACACAAGAAGGCAUCAGAGGAGAGGGUGGGAAGGAAAGAGGGACAGAGGCCAGUGUUGCCCACAGCACCCCUGACCAUCAUUCAAGGCUCCCCAGGGUGCCACGGCACCGCACAUGGCGAAACCACACCCCUUCCAACAGAUGAAAGAAUAGUGCAAACACAAUUUACAUAGCUGUUCCUUUCUUUCCAAAAACAGUCAGAUUCUGUGAGGUCUCAAAACAGUCAUAAGGGCCAUAGGGAAAACGAAGGGUGAAAUAAUUUGGUUACCAGAUCAUGUAAAUGCCGCAUAAAAUAGUGAGUGAACAAAAAGUAAUUUCAGAGUAAACCCCUAGUAUGAACCACGUGAAAGCACCCCAGUGCAGAGCCCUAUACUUACUUGUCCUGAGCAAUGUUGAGUAAGCAUCAGACACAGGUGAAGGAGGUUUUUUUAAAUGCUCCUUUAAAAGCUUAGGAAUGAUUCCUGACUUUGAAUUCAGAAAUGUGAAUUAUUAGCACAUAUCACGCCAGUGCUAAGGGAUUUGCACUUGCUGCCUAUUAGCUACUGAACCAGUUUUAAGAUCCUAUUGUUUACGUAUAAAGCCCUAAACAACUCUGGAUUGGGAUAUUAGAAAAACUCCUUUAUCCUCCACUGCCCAGUGAAGGCAUUUAAGAUUGGGAAAUGGGAAAUGGAUAGCUUUUCCAUGGCCUGGAUAUUUUUGGCUUGUGGUAGCAUGGGAAUGGGCUUUUUCACUGGUGAUGCCACUGUUGUGGACUGCCUUCCCUGCUGAAAUACGAGAAACCCCAUCAGUAUUGGUAUUCUGCCAGUUCUUAGAGACACACCUGUAUAGACAAGCAUUCCUCUCAAAUUGAACUUCCUCAUCUAAUUGUUUUAAUUCAGGGGUGUCCAAACUUUUUUCAAAGAGGGCCAGAUUUGAUGAAGUGAACAUGCAUGAGGACCGACCCAAGAUUGAAGUUGUUGAGCUUUUUUUUCAGGAUUUCACCUCAGGAAAUAAACUGCCACAGGGGCUGGAUUAAACUGACUAGCAGGCCAGAUUAGGUCCCUGAAAGACUUUGGACAUACCUGUUUUAAUUGCUCUCUUAACUGUUUUAAUUGCUAUGAUUUUUAAUGGGCUUGCUUUAUUCUAUGUUUUAACUAUGCACGCUUUACUAUUUUGAUGGAAUUGGUUUAUUGUACAUUUUAUUUAUGUAUGAUUUAAAAAAAAGAUAUUUUGUUACUUUCAAAUCACUUAGAAGCCAAUUUAUCAGAGAAGAGGUAUAUAAAUAAAAUAAUUAAAAUAAUUAAAAGUGCAGAAGGAGCAGUGUUCAGUUUUGGUGAUGCAGCUGCGGCAUGUGGAACUUUUUAUCCACUCACUUUCUUCUCCGUCUCUCUUCCUGACUCAUUACAGAGCUGCCUAAAUUUGAAGUUGUGAUUGAGUUUCCGAAAUUGGUCACCACAGCGGAUGAAGAAUUCCAGGUCAAAGUGUGUGGCAAGUAAGUAAAAUUUCAUGGUAAACAAUGUUCCUAAAAUGGGACCUUUCCAGACACAGUUUUACUGUGUUGACAUGUGUUUCUUCAUCCCUUUGGGUCUAUUUGUUUUUCUCCUUCUCUGUCUCAAUGCACAUUUAUAAUGCGGGGACAUACUUGUUUAACUGCUAUUCCUUCCCUGGCGGGAACCACAAGAAAGAAGCAAUCUGCUAGAGAAUGCUUAGCACCCGAGCCAAAUUAUGAUUUUCAGGCUUUUUUUUUUGGAAGAGAGAGUAAAACUAUGGCUGUCAAAUCAGAGUAGAACCAAUAUAAAUUUGUAAGGUAGCACCAGUAUAUUGUUUGCUCUUGUCCCCUCUCACCCCCAUUUUUGCACUUCUAAAAAUGAAAAUAAAAUAAUGUGCUAUGGCGCCCAAACUUCCAAGAUUUCCCCCUCUGUAUUAAAACGGUUGUUUUGGCUCACGUCAUUCUGUUUAUGGAAGCAGCUGUUCAUUUGCAUUUGUGCUCCCCCCGCUAGCUUUUUACAUUCAGAGAACCCUUCCUCACAUCAAAUUGUCUGUCAGGGAAUCCUUCCUUGCACAUUGAGAAUGGAUAUCUGUGUGCUGAAGAAAAUUCUCGGGAAAUUUUCUGGGGCAGCCACUUUGAAUUCAUACUGGGUAUGUACUUGCUAUCAUUACACAUGAGCUGAGUGCUCUGAGAUCAUACCUAGCUCUCUCCUGAGGUUAGCACAUAUAAAAAGGGAAUCAACAAUGGAGAACAACCUCUCUGCCAGUAGUGAUAAUCAGUAGCAUAGCAUGGGUUGCUCGCGCCCGGGGCUACAUGGAGGGGAUGUGUGGGAGGGAAACGGAUGGAGUAUGCAUGUUCAUUCAACUGUCUAACAGCAUCUGCAUCACCCAGGAGAUCGCAGUCGCAGAGAUAAGAAAAGAAGCGUCUUCCAUUGUCUGGAAAAGUCACUUCCUGAUUUGCAUGGAGAAGCUGUUUUCAACGGAGCCCAGCAACGGAAGCGUGUAGCUGUACUGAGGCAGCACCGGGUGUUGAUGUUUUGUUCCCCUAACAAUUUUGUGCCCCGGGCAACUGCCCCCCCUGCUAUGCCACUGGUGAUAAUCUUAUUGAAUGACCUCUAGUGAGCUCCUGAAGACAAAUUGCUUUAGACUAAAACAUAUUUCUUUCAUCGGUGUUCUCUCUCUCUCUCUCUCUCUCUCUCUCUCUCUCUCUCUCUCUCCAUCUCCCUCCACUCCCUCUCUGCUCUGUCACCUGUGCCUUAGGUACACAUAUGGGAAGCGUGUUCAAGGAAAUGUGCAGCUCCGCUUCACUAGAAGAUUAUCAUAUUUUUUUCAUAUGCGUAAUACAAAUGAAACAUUACCGGACAUUGAACAUGAGUACACAGCUCAGGUGAGAUAAAUGGGAGGGGCUGUCUUUGGACAGAAUGGAGGCUGGGAUGAGUUAUCUGCCCCCUACCCUUUGGUUCAGAGACUGGCGGCCUCAUCCUGUUGCGCUCGCCUUCCAUUUCUCUAUGUCCACGAAGAAGGUGGAUGGAGAGGAUCAGAAACAUCUGCCGUGUGCCAGAUUGAUCUGUAGGGAAAAUGCCUCAGUAUCUUAUUUUGUCCAUUUGGUAGUGAGCAUUCAGUGCUCCUCAUACAACAACAGUGCCUAUUUUGCUAGGUGUGGUUCACACCCCUAAUCAUGUGAUUCUGUAACAGAUGCAAGAUGCUAUUUCUAAAGGUGAGGACCAUGAUUAUUGCACCUUGCAUAUUGUUUAGUCGUUUAGUCGUGUUCGACUUUUUGUGACCCCAUGGACCAGAGCAUGCCAGGCUCUCCUGUCUUCCACUGCCUCCCGCAGUUUGGUCAGACUCAUGUUCGUAGCUUCGAGAACACUGUCCACCCAUCUCAUCCUCUGUCGUCCCCUUCUCCUUGUGCCCUCUAUGUUUCCCAACAUCAGGGUCUUUUCCAGGGAGUCUUCUUUUCGCAUGAGGUGGCCAGAGUCUUGGAGCCUCAGCUUCAGGAUCUGCCCUUCCAGUGAGCACUCAGGGCUGAUUUCCUUCAGAAUGGAUAGGUUUGAUCUUCUUGCAGUCCAUGGGACUCUCAAGAGUCUCCUCCGGCACCAUAAUUCAAAAGCAUCAAUUCUUCUGUGAUCAGCCUUCUUUAUGGUCCAGCUCUCACUUCCAUACAUCACUACUGGGAAAACCAUAGCUUUCAUUAUACGGACCUUUGUCGGCAAGGUGAUGUCUCUGCUUUAAUACAUAUUGUAAAUUGUAAACUGCCCUGUGAUCCUCGGAUGAAGGGCAGUAUAGAAAUUUAAUUUAAUUUAAUAAGUAAUAAUAAUAAUAAUAGCAAUAGUAGCUUAGGUGGAUGUGGCGAUAACACGUUAAUGUCAUAGCAAGAGAAGGGAGAACAAGAUGCACAGCUGUUGCUUUCGGGGAAAAUGAGCAUUUGCCACAACAGAGCCUGACUCGUGCUUCUUGUUUUACAUGGCUAGUACAAGUCUGAAAAAAUAUGUGCCAGACUAAGGCACUCCAGAUCUAGAAACCAACCAACCAGGUUUUACUGCAUGAUGCCUUAUGGAAUGUUACCCUGGCUGCAGACAACCAGGGAGGGCUAAUUUCUUGUGUUGCGUUUAUAUCCCACCACCAGACUCAGAACUGCUCAGCUUCAGCCAGGGGAUGGCCUCCUGUGCCUUCAGAUCACCCUUCCGAUCACCUUUUAUUUGCACUUCCUCUGCUCCACCCCAUCCAGGCUGACUUGAUUGACAGCUGGUGUGGCAGCUCAGUAUCUCAGAAUCUACACGUACAGCUUUGCUAAUGUACUUUCUUUUUAAACAAUAUUUAUUAAAUUUUCCAUUUUAGCAAUCCAAUGAAAACCACAUUAAAAAUAUUCCCAGUUAUAAUACAAUCAAAAUGACCAAGUUUUAUGCCGAUUUUUGUAUCUUUGAGUGACUUCCCAAGCUCUGAAUUCAGGGAGUGAUGAUCUCACAUUGCGCUGCGUUCCUUAAAUAACCCAGGUCGUCCCAAUAAAACAUUCCCGAUGUUGAUCCUUCAUUUAUUUUUAACAGCCUCUGAAUUCAUUUUGGGAGCGGAUUAGUCCUAUGUAGUUCUGUGUGAAAUUAGUUUUUCUUCUUUAUUUUCUUUAUCUUCUUGUUGUGAUCCAACAUUUCUCUUCGGCGACCCUCACUUUGGAGAGUUGCCAAUAACGUACAGUACAUUGCACCCAGUGCCUCCUGCCCCUUCUUCCUUCCGGAUGGGCAGCAGGUGUUGGAUGAUCAGUGGGUGGAGCUGCCCCCCCAGCCCUGGGGGGGGGGGUUUGGGAGGAUAAUUACUCCCAUAUUAUCUUUGAACUCUGCAUGAAAUGGACGCAGCCGUUCGCCAUGGCAGACAAAUAGGAAGUCUCUAAUGUACUUUCUUUUCUUUGUAUCUCCAGACAGAUGAGACCGGCUUUGCUUAUUUUACCAUCAAUGGGUCUGAUUUAAAUCUUUCUCAAAGCGGCUAUGAUGAGUAUGUCAACUUUGUGGCAGAACUGGAGGAGAAAGGAACAGGUACAAAGGAAAUAACAAGAAAUGGGAACAUACAAUUUUCACCUUUGGCAAAUCAGUCCACCCCCCCGCACACACCCCUUGAUAGCCUUGCCUUUCUGAUUUUUUCCAGUCAACUGUUUUCAAACCCUUAGGCUAUUGAAAGUUGCUUUUGUAUCAGGCUAUUUACAGGGCUUGGGUUCAUUCCUGCAUUUCAUCUGAUUUUUCAAGGCACACAUGACCUGCCUUGCAGAUACCUAGGGAUCCUCUGCAGCUCACACAACAAAUUUUGUCCUGGUGGUACAGUUUCCUCAAGAGAAAUGGCAUUUAUCACAAGUCGUUAUAUCUGACUCAGUGAGCUGUGACCAGUUUUUUGUUUAAGAGAACUGAAAGUGCUGGAAGCCUCCAUGUAGACAUGCUCACGAGAGUGACGUCCUUGCAGUUUUUUUUUUUAAAUAAUAUUUAUUAUUUUUCCAAAAACUUAAACACUAAAAAACAACAACAAUACAAUACAACACAUCAAAUUAACAAAACAAAACAAAAACAAUAAAAUAAAUCAAACAAUUUCAUUAUCCCAUCUUUCCUUCACUUAUUUCCACGACCUCUUCACACCUCCCGUUUUGUAUUCCACUUCUGUUAAUUAUUUCAGCAAUUCCUUACCAUCUUCCUCUGUUUUCUAUCCUAUAAUUAUCUUAACUCAUUCUAACCUUAUUUUUUCCUUUAAUGCUCUAUUAACCUAUCUGUACUUAAUUCCUUAUAACAUUUCUACUAAAGCCAUAUAACUUCAUUCCAACAUUUUUCUAACAUUCAUUAAUUUUACAGUGUUUCUGUAGAUAGUCUUUAAAUUUUUUCCAAUCUUCUUCCACCGACUCUUCUCCCUGGUCUCGGAUUCUGCCAGUCAUUUCCGCCAGUUCCAUAUAGUCCAUCAACUUCAUCUGCCAUUCUUCCCGGGUGGGCAAAUCUUGUGUCUUCCAAUACUUCGCGAUGAGUAUUCUUGCUGCUGUUGUUGCAUACAUAAAAAAAGUUCUGUCCUUCUUUGGCACCAAUUGGCCGACCAUGCCCAGGAGAAAGGCCUCUGGUUUCUUCAGGAAGGUAUAUUUAAAUACCUUUUUCAUUUCAUUAUAAAUCAUCUCCCAGAAUGUCUUAAUCCUUGGGCAUGUCCACCAAAGGUGAAAGAAUGUGCCUUCAGUCUCAUUACAUUUCCAACAUUUAUUUUCGGGCAAAUGGUAAAUUUUUGCAAGCUUGACUGGUGUCAUGUACCACCUAUAAAUCAUUUUCAUUAAGUUUUCUCUUAGGGCAUUACAUGCCGUAAAUUUCAUACCUGUGGUCCAUAACUGUUCCCAGUCAGCCAUCAUUAUGUUAUGUCCAAAAUCUUGUGCCCAUUUAAUCAUAGCUGAUUUCACCGUUUCGUCCUGAGUGUUCCAUUUCAACAGCAAGUUAUACAUUUUUGACAAAUUCUUAAUUUUUGAGUCUAGCAAUUCUGUUUCCAAUUUUGAUUUUUCCACCUGGAAACCAACUUUUUUGUCCAAAUUGUAUGCCUCCAUAAUUUGAUAAUAAUGGAGCCAAUCUCACACUUUAUUUUUCAAUUUUUCAAAACUCUGCAAUUUUAUUCUGUCUCCAUCUUGAUCCAGAAUUUCCCAAUAUUUCGGCCAUUUGGCCUCCAUAUUGAGUUUUUUCUGUGCCUUUGCUUCCAUUGGUGACAACUAUCUUGGGGUUUUCUUUUCUAACAAAUCUUUAUAUCUUAUCCAUACAUUAAACAAUGCUUUCCUAACAAUAUGAUUUUUAAACGCUUUAUGUACUUUUACCUUAUCGUACCACAAAUAUGCAUGCCAGCCAAAUACAUUAUUGAAACCUUCUAAAUCCAACACGUCAGUGUCUUCAAGAAGCAGCCAUUCUCUCAGCCAGCAAAAAGCCACUGAUUCAUAAUAAAGUUUGAGGUCUGGCAGGGCAAAUCCACCUCUUUUUUUAGCAUCAGUUAAUAUCUUAAAUUUUAUUCGAGGCUUUUUGCCCUGCCAAACAAAUCUGGAAAUAUCUUUCUGCCACUUCUUGAAACAAUCCAUCUUAUCCAAAAUUUGUAAUGUUUGAAACAAAAACAACAUCCUUGGCAGCACAUUCAUUUUUAUCACAGCAAUUCGGCCUAACAAUGAUAACUUCAAAUUUGACCAGAUUUCUAAGUCCUUUUUCACUUCAAUCCAACAUUUUUCAUAAUUAUCUUUAAAUAAGUUCCCAUUUUUGGCUGUCAUAUUAAUCCCCAAGUAUUUCACUUUCUUUACCACAGUCAAUCCUGUCUCAUUCUGAAACCUAUCUCUUUCAAUCGGUGUUAAAUUUUUCUCUAAAACCUUAGUUUUUAGCUUGUUCAAUUUAAAACCUGCCACUUGACCAAAUUCUUGAAUUAAUUCUAAAACUCUUUUAGUGCUAGAUUCUGGCUCCUGUAACGUCAAUACUAAGUCAUCUGCAAAUGCUCUCAGUUUGUACUGUUUAGCUCCGACCUGUAUACCUUUAACCAACCGGUCCUUUCUAAUCAUUUUUAGCAGGACCUCCAGGACCAAUAUAAAAAGCAGUGGGGAAAUUGGGCACCCCUGUCGUGUCCCUUUUUCUAUCUUAAGUUCUUCCGUGACCACAUUAUUUACAAUUAAUUUGGCCUUUUGUUCAGAAUAUAUUGCACCUAUACCAUUUUCAAAACCUUGGCCUACCCCGAUCCCAUGUAAAUUCUUCUUCAUAAAACUCCAAGAGAUAUUGUCAAAGGCUUUCUCCGUGUCCACAAAUAUCAAAACUGCUUUAGUAUUUACCGUAUUUUUCACUCCAUAGGACGCACUUUUUCCCCUCCAAAAAUGAAGGGGAAAUGUGUGUGCGUCCUAUGGAGCGAAUGCAGGCUUUUGCUGAAGCCUGGAGAGCGAGAGGCAUCGGUGCGCACCGACCCCUCUCGCUCUCCAGGCUUCAGGAAGCUAUCCGCAAGCCUUGCAAGCCCGGUGGGAGUUCCCGCGGGCUCACAAGGCUUGCAGGCAGCAGCCUGCAGCCCCGGCGAGUGUCCGCAAGCCUUGCGCGCCCGGCAGGAGGUCCCGCCGAGCGCGCGAGGCUUGGGGCAGCAGCCUGUCGCCCGAAGCACAGGGAGCCCUCCGGAGGGCUCCCGUGCUUCGGGGAGUGUCUGCAAGCCUUGCGCGCCCGGCAGGAGGUCCCGCCGAGCGCGCGAGGCUUCGGGCGGCAGCUUGCUGCCCGAGCACGGGAGCCCUCCGGAGGGCUCCCCGUGCUCGGGCGAGUGUCCGCAAGCCUUGCGCGCCCGGCAGGAGGUCCCGCCGAGCGCGCGAGGCUUUGGGAGGCAGCUGUCGCCCGAAGCACGGGAGCCCUCCGGAGGGCUCCCGUGCUCGGGCGAGUGUCCGCAGCCUUGCGCGCCCGGCAGGAGGUCCCGCCGAGCGCGCGAGGCUUGGGGCAGCAGCCUGUCGCCCAAGCACGGGGAGCCCUCCGGAGGGCUCCCCGUGCUUCGGGGAGUGUCCGCAAGCCUUGCGCGCCCGGCAGGAGGUCCCGCCGAGCGCGCGAGGCUUCGGGCGGCAGCUGUCGCUCGAAGCACGGGGAGCCCUCCGGAGGGCCCCCGUGCUUCGGGAGUGUCCGCAAGCCCUGCGCGCCCGGCAGGAGGUCCCGCCGAGCGCGCGAGGCUUGGGGCAGCAGCCUGUCGCCGAAGCACGGGGAGCCCUCCGGAGGGCUCCCGUGCUCGGGAGUGUCCGCAAGCCUUGCGCGCCCGGCAGGAGGUCCCGCCGAGCGCGCGAGGCUCGGGCGGCAGCUUGUCGCCCGAAGCACGGGAGCCCUCCGGAGGGCUCCCGUGCUUCGGGCGAGUGUCCGCAAGCCUUGCGCGCCCGGCAGGAGGUCCCGCCGAGCGCGCGAGGCUUGGGCGGCAGCUGUCGCUCGAGCACGGGGAGCCCUCCGGAGGGCUCCCGUGCUCGGGCGAGUGUCCGCAAGCCUUGCGCGCCCGGCAGGAGGUCCCGCCGAGCGCGCGAGGCUUGGGGCAGCAGCCUGUCGCCCGAAGCACGGGGAGCCCUCCGGAGGGCUCCCCGUGCUUCGGGGGAGUGUCUGCAAGCCUUGCGCGCCCGGCAGGAGGCCCCCCUGAGUGCGCGAGGCUUCGGGCGGCAGCCUGUCGCCCGAAGCACGGGGGGCCCUCCGGAGGGCUCCCGUGCUCGGGAGUGUCCGCAGCCUUGCGCGCCCGGCAGGAGGUCCCGCCGAGCGCGCGAGGCUUGGGGCAGCAGCCUGUCGCCCGAAGCACGGGAGCCCUCCGGAGGGCUCCCCGUGCUUCGGGAGUGUCCGCAAGCCUUGCGCGCCCGGCAGGAGGUCCCGCCGAGCGCGCGAGGCUUCGGGCGGCAGCUAGUCGCCCGAGCACGGGAGCCCUCCGGAGGGCUCCCGUGCUUCGGGAGUGUCUGCAAGCCUUGCGCGCCCGGCAGGAGGUCCCGCCGAGCGCGCGAGGCUUGGGGCAGCAGCCUGUCGCCCGAGCACGGGGAGCCCUCCGGAGGGCUCCCCGUGCUUCGGGAGUGUCUGCAAGCCUCGCGCGCCCGGCAGGAGGUCCCGCCCCGCGCGCGAGGCUUCGGGCGGCAGCUUGACGCCCGAAGCACGGGGAGCCCUCCGGAGGGCUCCCCGCGCUUUAGGCGAGUGUCUGCAAGCCUCGCGCGCCCGGUGGGAGGUCCCGCCGAGCGCGCGAGGCUUGGGGCGGUAGCCUGCAGCCCGAAGCAAGCGAGGCUUGGGGCGGGAGCCGCGGGGGGGGGGAAUAAUUUUUUUUAUUCAUUUCCCCCCCCAAAACACGAGGUGCGUCCUAUGGGCCGGUGCGCCCUAUAGAACGAAAAAUACGGUAUAUUCACUUCUAAUUUUUCCAAGAUAUCAAUUAUAUUCCUCAGAUUAUCAGACAAAUGUCUUCCCGGGAGAAAGCCCACUUGGUCUUUAUGGGUCUCUUCCAUCAAUACUUUUUUCAAUCUCUUGGCCAAAAUAUCUGCAAAAAUUUUGUAAUCCACAUUAAGUAACGAUAUAGGGCGGUAGUUCUUAAGCUGGGUCUUUUCAGUCUCUGUUUUCGGUAUAAGUGUAAUAUAUGCCUUUUUCCACGACUCUGGCGCCCUUUUCCCUUCCAAUAUUUCAUUGCAGACUUCCUUCAAAGGUUGCAAUAACCACUCUUUCAGAGAUCUGUAGUAUCUGGAAGUCAGCUCAUCCGGUCCUGGAGAUUUGCCCAGUUGCCUAUUUUGUAUGGCACCUUCUACUUCCUGUUCAGAUAUUUUAUAGUUCAACAUUAAUUUACUUUCUUGAGAGAUUUUUUGUAGUCCAUUUGUAUUCAAAAAUUGGUCUAUGUCCAUUUCCUUCUGUGGCCCUUGUGUGUAUAAUUGUUUAAAGUACCUCUGGAAGCAAUUUCUAAUCUCAAUUGGGUUAUGUAUACUCUUUCCUUCCACUUCUAAGUUUGUAAUGGUAUUUAAUUUUUGUCUUUUUUUCAUUUGCCAGGCCAACAAUUUCCCACUUUUGUUAGCUGAUUCAAAUGUUUUUUGUCUCAUUUGUUUGAUUUUCCAUUCUAUUUCCUGAUUCAUCAUUUCCAUAUAUUGUACUUGAUAUAAUUUUAUUUCUCUCAAAAUCUCCUGGGACUUUGGUUUUGCUCUCAAUUUCUUCUCGCCUUCUUUUAUUUUCUCCAAAAUUUUAUCUUUCUUCUCCUUUUGACUUCUCUUCUUUAUUGCAUUCUGUUGUAUCAAAAACCCUCUCAUAACAGCUUUGCUUGCGUCCCAGAUUACUCUUUUUUCUACAUUAGUGUUCAUAUUUAUUUCAAAGUAGUCUCUCAAAGUUUUUUGGGCCUUUUUAUAUACUUCUUCAUCUCUAAAUAAGGUGUCAUUCAUCCUCCAUCUGAAGGAUCCGGUUGUUAUUUGUUUCAUCUCCAUCCUUACAGCGUUAUGGUCAGAGCAGGUUUUUGGGCAGAUUUCUACUUUCUUUAUCUUUGGUGCCAUUCCUCUAGUUAUCCAUAUUUGGUCAAUUCUAGUCCAUGUCAUCUUGGCUUCAGAGAAGAAGGUUCCCUCUCUUCCCAGGGGGUUCUUUACCCUCCAGAUGUCCACUAAGUCCAUGUUGUCUGUCAUCUCAAAAAAUGUUUUCGGUAAUCUACCAUCCUUGGUAACUACCUGUCUUUGUGCCUUGUCCAUAUUUGUAGAUACUACUCCAUUCAUGUCCCCCAUCAAGAUCAAAUUGUAAGCCAAAUAAUCCAGUUGAGUCUCAUGUAGCUUUUUAUAGAAUUCAGAUUUCCCCUCAUUCGGUGCAUAGAUUCCCACAAUCAAAAAUUUCUCUCCUUGUACUUGAAUUUCAAUUGCCAAAAAUCUUCCUUGGUCGUCUUUAAAGAUAAAUUUCGGUGAUAGUCUCUCCUUUGCAUAAAUCACAACUCCUCUUUUUUUAACUUUGUCAGAUGAAACAAACUCCUGUCCCAAUCUUUUAUUAAUCAAUAACUUCCUAUGUGCCCUUGUUAUAUGUGUUUCUUGUAAACAAAUCAAGUUCAAUUGUUCUUUUUUUAAUAGAUGAAACACACUUUUUCUCUUUCGAGGAGAGUUCAAACCGUUGCAAUUCCAGCUUAAUAGUUGCAGAGCCAUGAUGGGGGCUACUUCACUUUACCUCCAACUGCUCCGAGUGUCAGUUCUUGUUCUGUAGGUAAUGUCACUUUUUCUGGACCGUGCAAUCCAAAAGAUAAAUUUGAUAUGUCUAAUAUGCCUUUUGGCUCUUCUUCAGAUUCCACUUCUUUCUGUAGAUCUUCUUCGUGGUCUUUCAAGAACCUGUCUUUUUCCUCAACUGAUUUUAUUUUUAUCUUUCUUACUUUGUAUUUAAAGGACAGGCCUUGAGGGAAUUCCCACCUAAAAAGGAUUCUAUUUCUUUUCAACAGGGCCACUAGAUCUCCGUAUUUAAACCUUAAGUCCAGCAGAUGCUUUGGGAUAUCCUUAAAAAUCACCACACUUGAAUCGUCAAUUUCCAAAGUUUUUUGAGAAUGCAGAUUCAGAAUUUUAUCUCUCUCUUCUUUUGUUCGAAAGGUAAUCAAACAGUCUCUCACCUUGUCCUUGCUUUGUCUUCUUCCGAGUCUAAAUGCAUUCACUAUCUUAAAUUCUUCCUUCCCCGAAUCCAGUUGCCAAAAAUCUAUGAAUUCCUGUGUAAGAAAAUCAGCCAGGUUAUCUUUCUCCCGUUCUGACACCCUGCUCCAGGAUCAGGACGGUGGAAAGUUACUUUACUUUACACUCACUUCUGCAGGUUUAAACAGUCCGAAAAAAUCCCCCCUCUUCUCCUGCUUCCGAAGGGGGUUCAACAAUUUUAAAUGAUGAAAGUUAAUCUUUUACAAGCCAUUUUCUGAGCUCUAGUUUGCCAUGUCUUUGCUUUAAUCUAUCUACAAAGAAACGGAAGGCUGACUUCCUGUUUAGACCUUCCCGUUUCAGUGCCAAAUUGAGGUAAACUUUUAAGUCCAAUUUUCCUUUCUGCUCACAAGUCCUUACUUAAAGUCCAAUUGUCCGAGUUUAAGUACUCACGGGUGAUUAUUUUAGAAGCCAAAUUGUCCCAGGAAAAGGCAGCGCUCUCCGGCAACGGCUGUGCGGCUUCGCUCCACGGAAGAAGCAGUUGACUCUCAGCACCGCGCCACUUCCCCCUCUUCGCUCCGGAGCCCGUUAGUGGGUUCUUUUGCGGGUUGGGGGGGCGCUAAAGGUGCCCGCCGAGUCCCAUGGUCACAGGCUUCAUCUGCCUGUGAUUUUGAAAGGGUCCCCGCUUCGCCGUAGCGGAAAAGACCCGUUUCGCGUGGAGCUAGUCCCUCCAGAUCAGAGGGAGUCCGCCAUUGCCGAUGGCGCCACCCCGGAAGUCCCCGGAAACACUUCCUAAUCUCCACUGGAUUGUGUAUAUUUUUUCCUUCCACUUCCAAAUUCGUGAUAGUAUUGAGUUUUUGUCUUUUUUUCAUUUGCCAGGCCAACAAUUUAUUUGCCGAUUCAAAGGUCUUUUGCCUCAUCUGUUUAAACUUCCAUUCUAUUUCCUGAUUCAUCAGCUUCGCAUAUUGUACUUGAUAUAACUUUAUCUCUUUCAGAAUCUCCUGUGACUUUGGUUUUGCUCUCAGUUUCUUCUCUCCUUCCUCUAUCUUUCCCAGGAUUUUGUCCUUUUUUUCAUUCUGAGUUCUCUUCUUAACUGCAUUCUGUUGUAUUAGGAAUCCUCUCAUAACCGCUUUGCUUGCAUCCCAAAUUACUCUUUUUUCCACUGUAAUAUUCAUGUUUAUCUCAAAGUAAUCUCUUAGAGUUUUUUGGGCCUUCUUGGUCACCUCUUCAUUCCUAAACAAAGUGUCAUUCAUCCUCCAUCUAAAGGAACCAAUUGGCAUCAAUUUCAUUUCCAUCUUCACCGCAUUAUGGUCAGAACAAGUUUUGGGGCAAAUCUCUACUUUGCUGAUCUUCAGAGCCAAUCCCCUGGUUACCCAGAUUUGGUCAAUUCUUGUCCAUGUCAUUUUGGCCACAGAGAAGAAAGUUCCCUCUCUUCCCAGAGGGUUCUUCAUUCUCCAAAUGUCAACUAAGUCCAUAUUUUCAGUCAUGUCAAAAAAGGUUUUUGGUAGUCUACUGUCAGGGAACUGCCAUCGGAAGGAAGGGAGGUGAAAGGACUCAGACAGGUUGGAAGAGAUUCAGCAGCUGAAGAGGGAACCAGCAAGGGGAGAGAAGCUGAACUGAGGGAGGUGAAAGGGCUCAGACAGGUUGGAAGAGACUCAGCAGCGGAAGAGGAAACCAGCAGGGGAGAGAAGCUGAACUGAGGGAAAGGGAGCUGGGGGAUGGCUCAGAGAUACUUCCAGCGAAAACAGUGGUGAGGUUUCCGGACCUCCUGUAGCGACACCCACUCCUCGCCGGAAACUGUCACGCAGAGAGUCCAGAAGACGUGUUUCCGUUAAGGAGCUUUUAUGUUGGAAGCGAUUACGAAAGCAACCACUGUCGGAAUCUUCUAGUGACUAGAGGAGCCAUGUCAGAGGGGCUCAGUCACAGACAGAGGUUUGUGGACUUGAACAAACUCUGAGGGAAUACGAUUUUACGCACAAGCAGCUCAUAAUCCCAUCACAGCAUUCCGACAGUCUUUGAACGCAGCUUGUGCAGGAGAAGGCAUAAUGAGCAACCCAGCAGGAACCGGAGAAGCAGGGGCUGGAGCGGGUCCAAGCCUGGAAGAAAGGUACCGGGUGUUGGAGGUCCAGCUGGCGCUGCAGACGGCGAGGCUGGAGGAGAGGAGGGCUCAAGAUGCAGACAAAGGGAGAAAGCCACCCAGCUCGCCAGAAAGGUACCAGGAUUGGUGCAGAAAUUUGGGGGGGAGCCCAAAGACUAUCAUAGCUUUCGGACAGAAAUGCAAUAUGCCCUCAAUCUGCAGUUUGAUGAUUUCCUGAUGAGGAAUCACGAGUGGCUUUUGUGAUUGGGCAUCUUGAAAAGGGGGCGAGAGACUGGGUGAGACCCCUGAUGGCAGCGCAUAGUGACGUCCUAAAGGACACGAUGAAGUUCUUUCGCGCCAUGGAUCUGAUGUUUUCCAGCGAUAUUGAAAAGGGAGUGGUGCGCAGACAGUUAAUGGCUUGCAAACAGGGGAGCCGAUCUGUACGUGAGUACUGGACUGAGUUCACCAUGCUGAUACACAGAUUGGGGUGGGACUUAUCGGCGGAACCCAUUCAAAUGCUCUUUGAAGAAGGGCUUUCUUCGGCUGUGAAAGAUGAACUUUCCCGGGCGCCCAGGGCGGAGUCUAUGGACCAGCUGACCAAAUCAGCGCUGGCCAUAGGAGCGCGCCAGGAGGCGAGAGCAUUGGAGAGGCGGGAAGGGAAGGGGAACGUUGGAAGGAGUUCCGCAUUCCAGACAUUCCAGAGCCAACUGUCCCGCCGGCAGAGCCGAUGGAAAUCGGAACAGCGCGCGCGCGCAGUUUCAAAGCCCAGUGAGGGGGGAAAGAAGGAUGGAAAAGGCGCCCGGAAAUGCUAUCUCUGCCAACAGCCAGGGCACUUUGCCAGAGUCUGCCCCCAGAGGAAGGAAUGGCAAGGGAUGGUGGGAGCUGUGGAGGGAAGAGAGGAAAAAAUACCGGAGCAACUAAAAGCCAACGCCUGGCUGCCAUUGUCGGGGCACAGCAGCCAGGCCAAAGAGCAGUGAAAGUGCCCACUCCAGAACCUCCUAAACCCGCCCUAGUGAUAGAAGUGACACUAGAGCUGCCAAACGGACACCCUCUAAAGAUAAAGGCGCUGUUGGACUCAGGCAGCUCCUGCAAUUUCAUGAGCAAAGAGUUUGCAGCUGAACACCAGAUACAGACGCUCCCUUUAAGCAAACCCCUGCAGGUAACCACGAUCGAUGGCAGGGAGCUGUUGGGAGGAGAAGUCAGCUUGCAGACCGUCCCAAUGAUAAUGAAGGUGGCAAGGCACACCGAACUAAUAGCAUUUAAUGUGGCCACCUUGGGAGGAGCUCCCAUUAUAUUGGGGAUGAGCUGGCUAGCAUUACAUGAUCCGCUGGUGGGCUGGCAUCAAAGAGUGGUUUCUUUUGGGUCAGCACAUUGCUUAGAACAUUGCAAAGAGGGAAGGGUUUUGGCAGGGGCCCAAGCCACUCUAGCAGGGACUGAAGUGACGGAGAACGUGAAGGUACCACGACAAUACGCAGAUCUCCGCGACGUCUUCAGCGAAAGGGAAGCUGACCAACUACCACCGCAUAGAGCCUUUGACUGUCAAAUCAAUUUGCUCCCUGGGGCACAGCUCCCUGUGGGCAAGCUGUACGCCAUGUCAGACAGAGAGAUGCAGGAGCUAAGAGAGUUCAUUGACAAGAACCUGAAGAGAGGGUUCAUCAGAGAGUCCAGGGCGGUGGGGGCAGCCCAGUGUUUUUGUGGACAAAAAAACACGAACAAGCCGAGACUGGUGUGUGACUUCAGGGCCUUAAAUGCAGUGUCAGAACCAGUGGCCUUCCCGAUGCCCAGGAUUGACGACAUUUUGACAAGGGUGCGGAAGGGAAAGAUUUUUACCAAGCUGGAUCUAAGGGGGGCGUACAACCUGAUACGAAUAAGGAAGGGGGAUGAAUGGAAAACCACCAUGUUCACCCCUUUAGGGGCAUUUGAAUACUUAGUUAUGCCCUUCGGUCUACAAGCAGGCUCCGCAACAUUUCAAUCGUUUAUGAACCACGUCCUGGGGCCGUUGCUUUACAAGAAUUGUGUGGCCUUCUUAGACGACGUGUUGGUGUAUUCUGAGAAUGAGGAGCAGCAUGUGAGAGACGUCAGAGAAGUGUUGAGCAGGCUGCAAGCCAACCAGCUGUGGGUGAAACUGGAGAAGUGUCAGUUUCAUACCAAGGAGGUGGAAUUCCUGGGGUAUCGCCUGUCUGACAAGGGGUUGGCCAUGGAUCCCGACAAGGUCCAGGCGGUACUGGAAUGGAAAACACCCAAAACAAGGAAGGAUGUGCAGAGGUUUUUAGGGUUUGGGAACUUCUAUCGUAAGUUCAUCCCAAACUUUGCCCACCUGACGGCGCCCAUUACGGACUGUCUCAGCAGUAAGAAGAAGUUCGUUUGGACGGAGGAGGCGGAGCAAGCAUUUGAGGAACUAAAAGGGUCUUCGCCUCGGAACAACAGCUCCUGCAUGUGGAUUUACAAAAACCGAUGAGAGUGGAAACUGACGCAUCAGACAGAGCGGUUGGGGCGGUGCUUCUCCAGCCAGGGAAGGAGGAGUCAGAGUGGAGACCGUGUGCUUUUUUCGCGAAAGCUGAACAAAUCCGAGAGGAACUACACGGUGUAUGACCGAGAACUACUAGCCAUUCAUGAGGCGUUCCGGAGAUGGAGGCACCUGCUAAUUGGCGCACAACAUAAGGUGCAAGUGUGCACUGACCACAAGAACCUAGAGUAUUGGAGGACGGCACGAGUGCUCAACCAACGGCAAGUGAGAUGGGCCCAGGAAUUCUCCAAAUUUAACUUUGAGAUUUGUUACGUGCCAGGCCCAGAGAACAUUAGGGCGGACGCUCUCUCACGCAAACCUGAAUAUUGGGAGGGGAGGGAGCACCCGAAGAGAGACAUGUCAUUCCAGAGGACCGCUGGGUGUGUGGGGCGGCAUUGGUGGGACAAAGAGAACUGGUAGAAGAAACCGAGAAUGAUGAAUACGCCCAGAAUAAGCUCAGAGGUCUUAGGGAUGAGGGAGAGGAAUCAAGGGGUUUCGAGGAAAGAAAUGGAGCUUUGUAUUACAAAGGGGCACUGUAUAUCCCUGAAGGAGACUUAAGGGGAGGGUACUCAAGCAGUUGCAUGACAGCCCCACGGCGGGCAUUUUGGGCAACACAAAACCAUGUGGUUGGUCACCAGGGAAUUUUGGUGGCCUAAGGUGAGGGAGGAUGUACGUGAGUAUGUAAGAGGGUGCGAGCAGUGCCAGCGAGCCAAAGGGGAAAGGCGGGCGCCGGCGGGGCUAUUAGAACCCUUACCAACACCAGAACGACCUUGGGAGGCAGUGUCGAUAGAUUUUAUGACUGAUCUGCCGAAGUCCAAAGGGAAAACAGCCAUCAUGGUGGUGGUAGACCUACUAACAAAGAUGUGCCACUUUGUAGCUUGCUCGCAUGCAGUCACGGCGGAAGAGACAGCGAAGUUAUUUGUAGAACACAUUUUUAGGUUGCACGGGGUGCCAUUGAGGGUGGUCUCAGACCGAGGAAAACAAUUUACUUCCAGGUUCUGGAGGAAGCUCAUGAGCUUACUGCAGGUGGAGGUCAACUCUUCGACUGCCCGGCACCCUGAAACCAACGGGCAGGCGGAAAGAGCAAACGGUGUCCUCCAGCAAUACCUGAGGUGUUAUGUCAAUGACAGAGAGAAUGACUGGGUAGAAAAGUUGGCGCUGGCGGAAUUUGCCUACAACAAUGCCGAGAAUGUGUCCACAGGGAUGAGCCCCUUCUUGGCUAAUUAUGGGUGUCAUCCCAGGGCUUUCACAGGGGGAGAAGGGGAGAGAUGGAGCGUACCGGCAGCCGAGCAUUUUGUAGAAGAAAUGGAAGCAAUCCACCGUCAGCUCCAACUCAACUUAGAAAGGGCGAAGGAAGAAUACAAGAGGCAGGCAGACAAGAACCGAAGGGAAGGUGAAACCAUAAGGGUUGGAGAUAGGGUGUGGCUGUCAACCCGAGGGUUGCCGUUCAAAGGAGGUUGUAAGAAAUUACGACCCAGGAGGUUGGGUCCCUUUGAGGUCAUUCAACAGGUCAACCCAGUGGCUUUCAGGCUCCGGUUACCCAACCACAUGAAACUGCACCCAGUAUUUCACAGGUCGUUACUGUCACCGUACGCGGGGGGACGAGAAGGGAUGGCCACUCGGGGACCGGUCAUAGAAGAAAGAGAAUGCAGCAGUCAUGUGGCAGAAAUCCUUGAUGCCAGGUGGAAGGGGAAUCAGGUGGAGUAUUUGGUAGCGUGGGAAGGAGAACCGGAGUCAGAAAACACGUGGGUAAUGGCCAAAGAUAUCAAUGACGAGGUAUUGAUAGAAAUGUUCCAUCAAAGGUUCCCGCGGAAACCUCAGCCUGUGGAGAGGUUCCAGAGGGAAUACUUUGGGACCACUGAGGAGGAGGAGGAGUUGGAAGGAUUCCCAGAAUCGGAAGGGGAAGGGGAGAUGGACUCGGAGGAGGAGGAGUGCUUCGAGACCAGGAACCGCAACAGGUGGAGAGAAGUGUUCGAGACAUCGGAAGAUGAAGGAAGUUCAUUUCGGGGUUUUGCCUCCUCACCGCCCGUAGAGGAGGGGGCGAGAGGGGGUGAAGGGGGCCCUGGAGGGGAGGUGGAUGUCAGGGAACUGCCAUCGGAAGGAAGGGAGGUGAAAGGACUCAGACAGGUUGGAAGAGAUUCAGCAGCUGAAGAGGGAACCAGCAAGGGAGAGAAGCUGAACUGAGGGAGGUGAAAGGGCUCAGACAGGUUGGAAGAGACUCAGCAGCGGAAGAGGAAACCAGCAGGGGAGAGAAGCUGAACUGAGGGAAAGGGAGCUGGGGGAUGGCUCAGAGAUACUUCCAGCGAAAACAGUGGUGAGGUUUCCGGACCUCCUGUAGCGACACCCACUCCUCGCCGGAAACUGUCACGCAGAGAGUCCAGAAGACGUGUUUCCGUUAAGGAGCUUUUAUGUUGGAAGCGAUUACGAAAGCAACCACUGUCGGAAUCUUCUAGUGACUAGAGGAGCCAUGUCAGAGGGGCUCAGUCACAGACAGAGGUUUGUGGACUUGAACAAACUCUGAGGGAAUACGAUUUUACGCACAAGCAGCUCAUAAUCCCAUCACAUCUACCAUCUUUGGUGACUACCUGUCUCUGUGCCUUAUCCAUAUUUGUAGACACCACUCCAUUCAUAUCUCCCAUCAAAAUCAUAUUAUAGUCCAUGUAAUCAAUCAGAGUCUCAUGUAACUUCUUAAAGAAUUCUGAUUUUCCUUCGUUUGGUGCAUAAAUACCUAGAAUCAAGAAUUUCUCUCCUUGUGAUUGAAUUUCAAUUGCUACAAAUCUUCCCUGAUCGUCUUUAAAUAAUAAUUUCGGUGAUAGGCUCUCCUUUGCAUAAAGGACCACUCCUCUUUUUUUAACUUUGUCUGAUGAAAUGAAUUAUUGGCCCAAUCUUUUAUUACUCAAUAUCUUCCUGUGUAGCCUUAUCACAUGUGUUUCUUGUAAACAAAUCAAGUCCAAAUGUUCUUUUUUCAAUAAAUGAAAGACUCUUCGCCUUUUUCUGGGGAAUUUAGUCCAUUCACAUUCCAGCUCGAGACCUGCAACGCCAUCAUGUAGUUACGCUGAUGUUCCUCCAACUGCACCCAAUGCUUGCUCUUCUUCUGUUGGUGGUAAUGGUGGCACGUUCACUGGGGAGUCCAAUCCAAAAGACAAUAUUGAUAUAUCCAAUAUUCCCCUGUUUGGUGAUCUUCUAUCCAAUGCUCUCUGCUCUAAUCCUCUAUCUGGUGAUCUUCUGUCCAAUGCUCUUGGCUCUUUUCCAGGUCCCUUCUGCAGAUCUUCUUCGUAUUUGUACAAAAACUUCGCUUUAUCCUCUACUGAUCUUAUUUUUAUUUUCCUACCUUUGAAACUGAAAGAUAAACCUUGGGGAAACUCCCACCUAAAGAUAAUUUUAUUCUUUCUCAGCAGGGCAACAAUAUCUCCGUAGUCAGGCCUAAUAUCCAAAAGAUAUUUUGGGACGUCUUUAAAAAUUACCACUCUUGACUGUUGUACUUCUAGGUUCUUCUGGUAGUGCCAACCCAAAAUUCUAUCUCUCUUUUCUUUAGUUCGAAGGGUAAUCAAGCAGUCUCUUAUUGUAUUCUUCUCUUUUUUCCCUCCUCUUCCAAGUCUGAAGGCCCUCACAAUUCUAAACUCUUCUUGUCCCACGUCCAAAUCCCAAAAGUUAGCAAAUUCCUGUGUAAGAAAGUCUAUCAAACUUUCCUUCUCGAAUUCAGGUAGGCCUCUGAUCCUCAGAUUCGUCUGUUUUUCUUUAAGUUCAAUCAUAGCAAGCAUCAACUUAUGUUCAUCAAGUUGCCUCUGUAGGGCUGGGACUCUCUCUCUCUCCAGUUGUGUUACUUUACAUUCAACAGCAGCAGCUUUCUCCCUAGCUUCCUCCGCAGUCUGCCGUAUCAGAGUGGAUUCCUGUAUCAAUUUCUGAAUAGUUUCUGUAUUGGUAUUCACCUUUAGUCCCAGAUUGUUUAUGCUUUCCGUAUUUAAGUCAAUUUUAAUAGUUGCAGCAUCCACUUUCUUGUUAAGCUGUUCCAAUGAGUCAUUUAUCUUACCUAAUGCAACCGCUAAUACCUCUUCUGGCAGCAUUCCUCUUGAUUUUGGUUGUGCUGAUAUAGACACAGCAGCAGCCGGAGGAAGAGGGUCUGGUAUUGAACGUCUCCUGGGUUGCUGCCUAAUCUUCCCAGACCUUAAUGUUUUUUCAGCAGUUGGCAGAUCUGUUUUUUCCUUUCCAUUUGCCACAACACUUAGAAGAUUCAAGGCCAGUCCCAGAGUCUCACAGUUUUUUAUCUUGCAGCUGGAAAUUCCCCCAGCCCAACUCUUGUGAAACUCUUGUAAAACAACCAGUUUCAAAAGCUUCCACUAGGGGGAAACAGUUUCUAUUUAUGUUAUUUGUAUUGAACAAUAAUGUCCUCUUUUAAACACAGUUCAAACAAUCCAAAGUUAGUUUCAGUUUUCUGUUACUAUUUACUCCUUUUUAGAAACAGCCAGAGACUGUAGAAACAAUGUAUUUCUCUUACUUAGCUAGCUGUCAGUGAACGUUCUAAACGCUGUCAAUGGACAUUCCAAAAGACAUCAGUCCUACUAGCAGCCCGUUUCCAGGGUCAGAGCGGCAGUAUUCUGACUCUCUUCACUCUCUCCUGCAGGCAUACUCAGUCCACAACUCCCCCUUCUCCUGCCCCACAGGGGGUUUAAAUGUUAUUUGCCAUUGAAAGUUUAGUCUUUUACAAAGGGCUUUCCAAGGCUUCAGCUUACAGCCUUUUUGCUUCAAUCUAUUUACAAAAGGGGAAGGCGGACUUCCUGUAUUGAACCUCCCCGCUUCGAUACCAAAUUGUACGUUUAGAAAUCCGAUUCUCCCGUUUCAGCUCUACUCACGCGUAAUUGCUUUAGAGUCAAAUUGUCCACAGGAAAAAGUCAGUGCUCUCCGGCAACAGCUAUGCGGCUUCGCUCCGUGGAAGAAGCAGACGAUUUGAAGCACCACACCACUCACCCCACGUCGCUCCGGAGCCCUGAAAUCGGGUUUCCUGCGAGUAGGGGAGGCGCAGAAGGUGCCCGCCAAAUCCCACGUUCACAGGCUUCUCCUGCCUGUGAUUUUUUGCGGGUCUCCGCCUUCGCCGUGGCGGCAAGACCCGAUUUCCCACGGGGCAAAUUCCUCCCAGUCAGAGGAAUUCCGCCAUUGCCGAUGGCGCCAACCCGGAAGUCGUCCUUGCAGUUUUGUGUAAGGUCUACUUAACAAUGUGUCUAGAACUUUUGCGGAAAUGUCAAACCUACCGCUGUCCAUUUUGUAGCAUUCCAGUUGCUGUGCUAAACCAACCCGUCUGUUCUCUAUGCAGGAGUGACUCAGACAGGAUACGGUGUCUUGCCUAUUGCCGCAAAGGAAGUCAAGGUGGAGUUUAGCAAACUCAAUCCAUUCUACAAACAAGGUUUCCCAUACACAGGAGAGGUAACAUCCUAUCCUUUCUGUUUAAUAAAGCAGUCUUUAGGAUAGAUUUGCUCUUACUUUUUGAAGUAGGCACUGAAACGAUACCUUUUGUGACCUAGCCCUCCUACGAAAGUUUACAGUCCAUGACAGACAGACAGACAGACAGACAGACAGACAGACUACCUGGAGGAGAGCAUUCAUAUCCCGAGAUAGCUCAGCCCCUCUUCUUAUCAUUAGACCUUGAGGGGCAAUCUCUGAAUAGUGUUGUUGUGCUCUUGCCCACAGGAGUAAACAAAUGCCUCAGCAUAUAUAUAUAUAUAUAUAUAUAUAUAUAUAUAUAUACACACAUAUAUGCGUGCGAGAAUAGUUGGCUGUAAAGAAGUUAGGUGGCUGGCUUAUUUCCCUUUUAUUCACGCAGAUGAUGGUUUCAGUCAAUAAAGUGCCUGUCAAGAACAGGACUGUCUAUCUCACAGUUGAAGUUGAUGAUGUGGAGACAACCACUUCCUAUGUCACAGAUGAGAAUGGUGAAGUUUCCUUCUCCCUGGACACAACUAAGUGGCACGACAUGGUUUCCUUAAGGGUGAGUUAAAUAUUUGGACAUGUCUUAAGGAAGAGGUGGGGCGAAGAGAUGCAUUUUUCUGUGCAUCCCCCCCCCACCUUCCUUAGGGUUGCUUUUCCUAUAGAUUAUUAUUAUUAUUAUUAUUAUUAUUAUUAUUAUUAUUAUUAUUUACUUCUGGAACUUAGGGCUUGUCCACACUUCUGCUUAUUCUGGGAUGGCAAUAGGCAGGGAGUUCCAAAGUGCUACCACACUAAAAGGUUGGUGUUUUGCAAAUGCAGCAUGAAUACUGUGUGGCACAUCAUCAUCAUACACUUUAUUGCACUAGCCAAAGGCCAUGGCACCAUUCGCAAAGGAAACAGAAAGAAAAACAACAAUAACCAUAAAAACCACCCAAACAUCAGGGACUGCAAAUGCAAUAGACCACGGUCACGUCUCCUAGAAAUCAUUUGUUGCAUACGAUAGAAUAGCAGGGUGUUCUCAGAUAGCAUGUGCCGGCUUAAAUGUCCGAAUCACCUUUGCAACUGACCACUAUUUUAUCCAGUUCUUUUCUCCUGGUCUUCUUAGCGUGUGGCACAAGUAACUGUGCCAGUUCCACAGAUCACAGCAGUUGAGUGGACAUAUAUGAAACAGGACGAUCUCAGAGGGAAACUGGAUCCAAGCUUUUAACGGUUUCAUUUACCAAAAGUAGAAUCUUGAAGUUCGUGCUGAAAUGCCUUGGGGCACCUGUGUUCUAGUCACGGUACCUGAACUUUCAGUGACAAAGCAGGGUCCAGAAGCACCACAGUGAAUCUGCUCCCUCGGGCAGAGUACAACACCACUGAGGGUAGGCAACUGGCCAAUUUCUUGGGCAUGGGUGGAUUUGUGGUAUAUAUAGUUACUGGGACGCUGGUGGCACUGUGGUCUAAACCACCGAGCCUCUUGGGCUUGCCGAACGGAAGGUCGGCAGUUCGAAUCCCCUCAAUGGAGUGAGCUCCCGUUGCUCUGUCCCAGCUCCUGCCAAUGUGGCAGUUCAAAAGCAUGCCAGUUCAAGUAGAUAAAUAGGUACUGCUGCGGCAGGAAGGUAAACAGCGUUUCCGUGCACUCUGGUUUCCGUCACGGUGUCCCGUUGUGCCAGAAGCGGUUUAGUCAUGCUGGCCACGUGAUCUGGAAGGCUGUCUGUGGACAAACGCCUGCUCCCUCGGCCUGAAAGCCAGAUGAGCGUUGCAACCCCAUAGUCACCUUUGACCGUACAGGGUUCCUUUACCUUUACCUUUUACAUAGUUAAAGGAUUUCCGUAGGAAGCUUAGGAGCAUGUAGUAGUUGCAAACAAAGCAGCAUGUCUACUCCAAAACACUGGGCAGGUACAGAUAAUAUCGAAAGCAGGAUCGUGCAGAACUGCCUCAAUGCCAUUGCAAGCACAAAUCACCACAAUGAAAAGGAAGUCCUUGAAGAGAUUGUUACUUUCUUCCAUGAUUCUUAGCUGGGAGCCACGACAGUUACAAAGAUGUGAAGACUGGUUUACAUGUGUAGUAUAUACUGUUCCCUAAUGUUAGGUUCACAUGCCUUGUAUUGCCACCCAGUCGUCUCUUGUUGAUUGUCACCCCAAUCCUUGCUGUUCUCUUUUUGCUCCAUAGGGUAGAUACACCCUUGAGAAUGUGACUGGCUUUGAGAGUCUUAUGAUGUCGGAAUCCGAAAGUUUCAUGUGGCUAAAGCCCUUCUACUCUGAGAGCAAUAGUUUCCUGGAGAUACAGCAUGUGGAGGAAGAGCUGCCCUGUGGAAAAGACCAGGAAGUCCUGGUGGAUUACAUCAUAGACCGGAAAGAACUGGGCCCUGAUGCUGACCGUGUAGAUUUCUAUUAUUUGGUGAGCAUCUGGUCUAGGGAAAGUCGAGGACUAUAUUAUUUGGGGGCCAGAGCCAGAAUUGAAUCAUAGAAUUGUAGAGCUGGAAGGGAACCCGAGGGUCUAAUCCAACCCCUGGAAUGCAGGAAUCUCAGCUAAAGCAUCCAUGACAGAUGGCCAUCCAACCUCUGCUUAAAAACCUCCAAGGAAGGAGAGUCCACAACCUCUCAUGGGAGUCUGUAAGUGAGGUACAGGGGCAUAGUGGAGGGGGGCCGUGGCCCUGGGCACAAUUUUGUGAGGGGGCGCAAACAGGCACCUAUCCACAGCAGGCUCCUUCAUUGGAGUUUGGCUCCAAGUAAGAAGACACUGCACUUAGGCUGCGGCGCUCAGGCUUGGCAGUAGCUCUGUCCCCAGGUCACGCUUGACCCAGGGUGUGUGUGUGGGAAUGUUAAUGGUGACAGGAGAGGAUAUAUUGUUUAUUUAUAUCCUUCCUAACUUGUGUUAGCAAGUUCCUUUACUUAGCAGAGUGCCUUCCCCUUUACAAAGCACAGCCAAUAGCUGGUUGCAGGCUCGUGUGAGCCUCUGACGAUUAUACAGUUCAGUCUGUCUCAGAUUGAAUUGUAAGUUCCUGGUAAGUUCCCUUGAAUCCCUCUUAAAAGAAUAAAGACGCCACAAUCUUAUUUAAGGUCAAUAAAAGAAGUUUACUUACAUCGGUUCACAGUUGGAUCCCUGAAGGCAGACUUAGUUACAAAUAUGUACAUGUGGAUCUACCCCAUAUGGGGGAAUAAUCCCAGUGACUGCAAGCUAGAAGUCCGGCAGUUCACACGAUGAAAGGAAGAUGGAAAAGAGAGAGAGAGGUGCUGCGUGACUCGUCCUUUUGUUACCUGGGCAGGUUAGGUCACACCCACCUUCUGUCACAUGCAAAAGGAAGGAUGUUCCAGCCAGGAGGAACAGGAAGUUUCGACUGGCUGGACCAAACAUUCCCUCGCAUGUCUGCUCUAGCAUUACAAGGAAUGUUGUACUUGACUGCUCCCAGUGGAUUACAUCAGCUCUCCUUGCUCAUGGCAAAGUGCACCCAGCUGCAGCAGCUCCACCAUCGGGUCAGGCCUUGCCUAGCGGCGGAGGGCAGGAGGAGAGUGGGCAGCAGCUUCCCUGCUCUUUUCCUCCCCUGGACUGUGGCGCACGGGAGGGUGCCCUCCAUGCCUGCAUGUCUCAAGCACCGUGGGCAUAUGCUCUGCCGCUGGUGAGGUAUACCUCUCCUUCUUUCUCUCUGUUGCUCUCCAGCCCCUCUCCUUGCUGAAAUUAGACUGAGGUUACGGAUUGGGCUGUAGCUGGGCCACCCCCUUCUAAUUCUUUGUGGACAGUGGAGAACUGUGUGAGAGAGAAAAGAAUGAAUGGCGUAUAUGGAGGAAUAAUGGGUACAUGCAAAAGGAAAGGGGAGUGCAAAAGGAAAAAAGAGAGAGAAAAAAAUGGGAAUAAAAUUAAAUGAUUAGUGAAGGCAACACAGCAGAAACGGUUGAAAUGGAGAAAUGAAAAUGGAAUAAAAUAACAAGAAGACGGAAAAGGGCAGAAUUGAGAAUAGUAUUUGUGUUGCAGUGUGUACCGGUAUUUCUGUUUCUCUUGCUCAUUGUGAAUCUGUUUGGAUCCAAACAGCAGGGACCUUCCAGUGGCCUUUGUGGCUCCUGUAUGGGUUGUCCAGCCAUCAGCAGAGAUAUAGCAGAAGCUGAGCUGAGAUAGAUCAGCCUCAGUGGUUCAUUCCAUCCGUGGCUUGUUGCGUGGAAAGCUUUGCUGAGAUCUCAGAUACAAGUGAAGGGCUUCACACGCAACAGUUGCUGUUGUGCCCAGUGCGCAGAAGACAGGGAACUGCAGGCUUUCCUGGUUAUUGCCCCCAAUUUCACGUUCUGAAGUAGCAACUGCGGUUUCUAUCAAGCUAUGAGCCUCCCCUAGCAAAACCCAUCGCACAGUCUCUGCAGGCUGCUUCCUGUCCCACAUUUCUCUCUCCCUUUCCUGUAUUUCUACUGCCAAAGAGGGUGGGGAGGCUUUUCCUUUUGCCCCUGGCCUAACAAACCAUCUCCCUGCAGAUUGUGUCCAAAGGGAAGAUUGUCUCCAGUGGACAGAAGACCGUUCCUGUUAGCCAGGAUGAGAGUAAGUGAGAGAUCCAUCGGAGAAGCACCACACUUGGCCAAGCUGAUAAUGUUUGGUGGGCCUAAUCUGUGUAGUCUGGUGUGUCUUUCAAGAAUGAGGAGAUGACCACGAACUUUAGUAGCACCCAGGACAUGGUUUGAGAGUGUUGAACCAAUUGGAGACACCACUGUGCCUGGUGAACCAUCACCAAGCAAUCCUAGCACAGUCACGUUUGACUUCAAAAGAGGAAACUUUUCAAAUGUAUUAACCACUCAGCUUACAUUACGCAGCUGUCUGUCUCCCCAUCUGGUUCAACACCUCAGAUCAGGCCCAGUCUGAACUGGGGCCUUCCACGACUCCACGUUUGAUUCAGAUGUGAAACCAUAAUUAAACAUGCAGUUACCACAAGUGGGAGACUCUCACCUGCACCAUCUGCUUCCCCUGCCAACCGCGUGGUUCAUGAAGGUUGCAUGCAACUAAUUUUUACCCACUGAAAUGAAUGGACCUAAGUUAGUCAUAGCCCUUGAUUGUGGUGGGUGUACUCUGAGUAAAAGUGAAUUGAAUACAACCCUCAGGGUUUAAAGCCCAGAUUCAACAGAUGAUUGCUUGGCUACCCUCCUCCCCUGCUUUUGACAGCCCCAACAUCCAGAAUUUGUCAGGAGUCAAUGCACAUCCGAUGUCUCUCUCUCUCUCUCUCACACACACACACAUAUCCUGGACACAACUUUCUGACGCUGAGCAGAUUUAAACCUCAUAAAUGACUCCUGAGUUUUUUUUCACUUGGCAAAGAAUCUCAUUCUAAAGUGCUUGUUGCCAUACGAUUCACUGUCAGUGUCUUCCAAGUAAGGCGAAUUACCAUAGCGGACUGAUAGAUGGAAAUAGGAUUUUGUUGUUUUUUUAAAAAGAACUUGCUGUGUAGUACAGAAUGGAAUUUGUUAUUAGCAAUAAAUCAGUUAUUAGGUUGAAGACAUGAGGGUUGGAAUACUCCUGCAAUGCACAGGGGGGCUGGCUGCAUUUGGGGUGGGUCUUCUUGAUUUUCUUUGCUUUACCACCAUCUAGCAGAAGUGAGAUGCACAGGGAUGUUUUUUUUUCAUGUUGUAAGCCAUGAAUGCUCUCUCUCUCUCUCUCUUUCUCUCUCUCUCUCUCUCUCUCUCCUUUCCCCAUUCUCCCUUUCCCCUGACCCAGCUCUGAAAGGCAACUUCUCCCUCAUCUUGUCUACGAGCUCUGACCUGGCACCCACAGUGAGGCUUCUUCUGUACACUGUGUUUCUGGAUGGCGAGGUGGUGGCUGACGUGGAUCAGUUUGAGAUACAGAAGUGCUUCAAACAUAAGGUGGGUAAGGAAGCAAGUGGGGCAGGGUGAGGCCUUGCAUCCUGCAAAUCUUCAGAUCCUUUUUGCUGUUCACAAUACUCGCUCUUUCUCCACCAUCCUCCAUGACAUUCUUGCCCUGGUGCUGCCUGUUAUCCACUCUCGUCACCGCAGAUUUCCUAACUGACCAUUCCUGUUUUGUUCGCAUCCUUCCACAGGUGAAUUUGGACUUCUCUGCGGCGGAGGAGCUUCCAGGAUCAAAAGUCAGUCUGCAAAUCGAGGCUGCUCCUGGUGCUCUGUGCUCUCUCCGUGCUGUUGAUAAGAGUGUCCUCCUGAUGGAAGAUGAUACGCUGACACCAAAGAAAGUAAGAAUGCCCAUCCUUCUCAGUUAUUAUUAGUUUAUUAAAGGUAAAGGUACCCCUGCCCGUACGGGCCAGUCGUGUCCGACUCUAGGGUUGUGCGCCCAUCUCACGUUAAGAGGCCGGGGGCCAGCGCUGUCCGGAGACACUUCCGGGUCACGUGGCCAGCGUGACGAAGCUGCUCUGGCGAGCCAGCACCAGCGCAGCACACGGAAACGCCAUUUACCUUCCCGCUAUAAAGCGGUACCUAUUUAUCUACUUGCACUUAAGGUUGCUUUCGAACUGCUAGGUGGGCAGGAGCUGGGACCGAAAGACGGGAGCUCACCCUGCCGCGGGGAUUCGAACCGCCGACCAUGCGAUUGGCAAGCCCUAGGCACUGAGGUUUUACCCACAGCGCCACCCGUGUCCCUCCUAAUAAUUAGUUUAUUAUUCUUUAUUAAAUUUGUCAGUCACAUUAUCUUGCUCAGGGCAACCCAAAGCGACUCACGACCAAACAAACAGACAGCAAACUCCACAUAGAUACAUUGGGGCUGCUUAAUUAGAUUAGUGUUCCUUCCCUGUGCCCUAUUCUUUUCUUUUCAUUUUCAGGCUGAUGCAUAGGAGCCAACUCCUAGGGGCCGGGCAUCUUUGCCCAAUAAAAUUUUCGCCCAAUAAUUUUUUUGAGGGGGCCAGCCUAUUGGGAUACUGCCAGGGAGACGGAGCCAUCAGGCAGGCCUCCACGUCGUCUCUGGACGAUCACCGGUCUCCCGUGGAACAGUAUCAGUCAAUUAGCGACACGAGCCUCAGAGACAUUCCAAGACUCGUGCACACCCUUUUCAGCAGUCUCCACAACGGAAGAUUCAGACAGGAGAGCAUAUUUACAGCUUUAUUCAACGUAGAUCAGAACAAAGGAAAAACAUGACUGCCUGCCUCCGUGUUCAGGAAAACAGAAGGAACAAAAGCUGUAUACAAAACGGAAACUCCCAGUGAGCAGGAAGUAAAGAGGCAUGUGACACACCACAAUCAUCCCUGACCGACCCCCCAGUUGAUGGGCAUUGCCAUUCAAAUGGUGUGUGUGUGCGCACCAUGUCAUGUGAUCAAUUCUGUGGGGCAGGGCUUCCCAUCCCCUCCUGCCCCCAAUAUUUUAUUCAAGUUAGCACUCCUGGACUGACAGGUGGUUGGUUCCAUUAUUUAGCUUCUGCCUUUUCCCUUCCAUGUCAUGAGCUGCAGCAGAGGCCUUGGUUAUGAAUCCCAGCAGCCCUUCUGCCUUUGUAGCAUUUUAGCAACCCUUCCUUCCAUCCCUCCUCAAUUCCUCACCACACCCCAUCUUUCCAUGCUUCCGUUAUCUUUAAGGCCUUCCUUGAUACAGUGGUACCUCUGGUUAAGAAUUUAAUUCGUUCCGGAGGUUUGUUCUUAACCUGAAACUGUUCUUAACGUGAGGUACCACUUUAGCUAAUGGGGCCUCCUGCCGUCGCGCAAUUUCUCUUCUCAUCCUGAGGUAAAGUUCUUAACCUGAGGUACUACUUCUGGGUUAGUGGAGUCUGUAACCUGAAGCGUUUGUAACCCGAAGCGUUUGUAACCCGAGGUACCACUGUACAGUCCAUGCUAAGAACCUCCCAUUUUUUUUUUAUAGUAUUACCCAUGAUAUACUAUGGUGUGUAGCAUGACAGCAUUGUCAGGGACUGGGCAGAGGAAGAAUGGUGCAGACCGCCUCCCCAGCCUGACUCUUCUGCAAGCCCUGCGGAAAGAUGUCAAGUCCCGCAGGGCUCUAGUCUCUUGUGACAGAGCGUUCCACCAAGUCAGGGCCAGUACUGAAAAGGCCCUGGUCCUAGCUGAGACCAAUCUAACCACCUUGUGACUUGGGACCUCCAAAAUGUUGUCAUUUGUGGACCUUAAGGUCCUCCGCGGGGCACACCAGGAGAGGUGGUCCCGUAGGUACGUGGGUCCUAGGCCUCAUAGGGCUUUAAAGGUCAAAAUCAGGGCUUUGAGGGAGAUCACAGCUCAGAGGCAGAUGAGGGGGAAAGCUGGGAAAUAAUGGAAGAGGAGGAAGAAGAAGCACUAGAGGGGCAACAGCUGACGGACUCAGUGUCUUUAGAAAGCAUAGCAUUCCAGACCCCCUCUCUCCCAGAACAUGACGGGCCUUGAAAGUAGGAGAGCAGAGGGCAUGUCCCAGCACCGUAGAGAUGACUCGUGAGGAAGUGGGAGGGGGUGGAGAUUCACUUGGAGCAACGCCAUUAUUCCAAGAGGUCACAUUCCCAAGCCACUCUCUGUGAAUAUUGAAUAAAAGCAGAUGGUAAGGACAUUCCCUUGUCUUGUCCAAUCCUGGCAACCUGCCGUGGGGGGUUGGUUCCUCUGCUGCCUGACAAGCACAUCAUUAAGAAGGGAGACACAGUGUUGUAUUCCAUGCAGUGCAGUGCCUGAGCGGCGCAAUUGCAUUUACAAAUGAAAUACUGAUUCACAGUGGCGUAGCGUGGGUUAGCAGCUGCCAGGGCCGUGCAGAGGUGGGUGGAGGGUGGGAGGGAAACGGAAACGGACGGAGUACAUAUGCACAUUUAACUGCUUAAAGCAUCCGCAUCACCCAGGAGAUCGCAGCCAUAGAAUCGCUUUGUUGUCUGGAGACGUAACUUCCUAGUUUGCAUGGAGAAGCCAUUUGCAGUGGAGCCCAGUGACGAAAGCACGUGGCUGUAUUGAUGCAGCUCUCUGUGUUGGAAUUUUGCACCCGAAACAAAUUUUGCACCCAGGGCAACUGCCUCUGUGGCCUCCCUUUUGUCAGCAGACAAAAAGGGGCUUCAGUCUGGCUUGGGGCUCAACCAGUAUGAUUUGGCUUUAUCAACACUGAAUACAGUGGUACCUCGGGUUAAGUACUUAAUUCGUUCCGGAACCUGAAACUGUUCUUAACCUGAAGCACCACUUUAGCUAAUGGGGCCUCCCGCUGCUGCCACGCCGCCGGAGCCCGAUUUCUGUUCUCAUCCUGAAGCAAAGUUCUUAACCUGAAGCACUAUUUCUGGGUUAGCGGAGUCUGUAACCUGAAGCGUAUGUAACCUGAGGUGUAUGUAACCUGAAGUGUAUGUAACCUGAGGUACCACUGUAUAGUUACGUGUUUCCUCCCUUCCAACUCUCUGCUUUCAGGUGUUCGGUCAUUUUAGUUACGAUUACUUGUAUUUAACUUCUGGAAGAGGAUUUCCCUAUCGCUUGGAAGACUUUGAGCCAUAUCCUUGCCUGCCUCCUCUGGCUCCAAGCCAAAAGCAAAAGAGGGCCCUGAAGGUAGCCCAUUGGGCUCAGAGUGAGGCCGAUGUUUUUAGCCUGUUCAAGGUGAGUAGAAUUUGCCCCCGAGUUUAGCUUCUCCCAAAGGUGCCUUGCUCAUUUCCAUGAGAUGCACCCUACUGACCCUCCCAGUGCCCCUAUUUUCCAGGGAUGGACCCAGAUUUAAAGAAACCACGUCUGAUGGGUGGCCUUGACUCCUCUCUCUCAUCCUCUCACCCCUCUGCCCAUUGAAAUCUGCUCUAGGCAAAUAGGCAGUACUUCCUUCCCCCACGAGGGAGAAUGGGAGAACCCCAGCAGAAGCAGGGGCGGUAUCAUGACUGGGAGGGAGGUGGAACUGGUGCCAGACUGGACCACCUCCUAAUGCUGGGUCUUUCACACCUUACUUUUCCUUUUUUUUUGUAUCAUUUUUUAUUAGCUUUGCAAUGCAAAUUUACAUUCAAACACAAAAUAAAAUCAUAAAUUGUAGAAUUUUUCUGAAUUCACGGACUUCCAUUCUCUCCUCUCUGGAGUCCUCUUAUUAACAUUUUCACUGCAUAUCAUAUCUUCCUCCAGAUUUUCAUAAUACUCUAUUUAAAUCCAUAGUUCUUCUCACAUUACAAGUGUUAUUUCAACCCUGCUAAUGUUUUUAAUUGUUUACAUUGUGCUCUCAAAUAUAUUACAAACUUUCCCCAGUCUUUAUUGAAGUUUUUAUCGUCCUGGUUCCUGACUUUUCCAGUGAUUUUGGCCAUCUCUGCAUAGUCCAUCAGCUUUGUUGUCCAGUCUUCUUCUGUAGGUAUUUUGACUUCUUUCCAUCUUUGGCCUAGGACUAUCCAGGCUGCUGUCGUUGCAUACAUAAAAAGUCUUUUGUACUCCCUUGGGUUUCUCUGCACCUACUGUUCCCAAUAAAAAGGCUUCUGUUUUUUUUAAUGAAGGUUAUCUUAAACAUCUUUUUCAACUUAUUAUAUAUUAUUUACCAAUAUGCUUUUAUCUCCUUACAAGUCCACCACAUAUGAUAAAAGGUGCCCUCUUUUUCUUUGCACUUCCAACACAUAUUUGAAGCACAGUGGUACCUCGGGUUAAGAACUUGUUCUGGAGGUCUGUUCUUAACCUGAAACUGUUCUUAACCUGAGGUACCACUUUAGCUAAUGGGGCCUCCCACUGUUGCGGUGCCGCCGGAGCACAAUUUCUGUUCUCAUCCUGAAGCAAAGUUCAUAACCCAAGGUACUAUUUCUGGGUUAGUGGAGUCUGUAACCUGAAGUGUCUGUAACCUGAAGUGGUCUGUAUUCUUAUACAUCUUUGCUAAUUUACUGGGAGUCAAAUACUCACACCUCACUUUUCCACUCUCCUGGUUUCCCACAGCUUAUGCGAAUGAAAAUUUUCACCAACAUGCAAGUUAAAAAGCCUGUUUCCUGUGACCUGCCAGUAACAAGACGUUUAAAAAGUGGCUCUAAAACAGGUGAGAAUCACAGUCAUUUGCUUGUUUCGCUGCUGGAAAGUCCCCAAGUAGAGAAAUCAGUUUUUGUUGUUUCUGCCUUUCAAGGCUUUUAUUUCCACUGAUUCCUGCUGGAUCUCCCUCUCGACAUCCCAUCCCUUGAGUCAAUGGUUUCGUUGCUGGGUGCAGUGCAUCGCUGUAUCACUGCCAUCAUAAUCUCUCUCAGAAAUUUGGCCACACUGCUGCGGAUUCAUCUUUACUGAUGGACUUGAGAUCUUUUUCUCCUAUCUCCAGGCCUGCUCACAAGUGUUCAGCAUGAGAAUGUGAUUUCCGAGAAGCCUCAGGCUGUUGAUUCUACAGAAAGCAAGAAGGAAGAGAAAGCUAAACCCAGGACACACUUUCCAGAGACCUGGGUCUGGGAUUUAGUAUCAGUGAAGUAAGUGAACCGUGCUAGGGAAAGACGAUAACCGCUGAGAUGAUGCCAUCUACCUGGGAUAUCAGUAGCGGGGGUGUGGGGGUGUGGGGUGAACCCUUUGAGAUCCAAGCUCUUCUUCAAUGUAAGGAUCAGACAGAAUUAUUUUCCACAGAUCCCUGUCUGGACUAGCCUGGGCUUUCUCAUAGCCUGGAGUCUGGUUUUCCCUUGGAAAUGUAACUUCAGCCUUCAGAAAACCGAUCCAUAGUUUUGUUGUCACUGAGGGAGUGACCUCUCUUCCUGUUCUUCAGUGAGGAGGGGAAGGCAACUCACUCGGUCACUGCUCCGGACACGAUCACGGAGUGGAACGCUGAUGCCUUCUGUGUGGCUGACAUUGGCUUCGGACUCUCCCAACAAGCCAAGUUCCGGGUCUUCAAGCCGUUUUUUGUGGAUCUGAGCCUGCCGCAUUCUGUGGUCCGUGGGGAGACCUUGCUGCUAAAGUCCACUGUCUUCAAUUACAUGAAGGAAUGUAUCCAGGUUAGUGACCAUUGAGAACAAGCAAACAAGCUUCCCUUAUAUGUGUAUCCAGAAAGAAAGGGAUGGGGGGAACCCCACAAGAUAGAGAUGGAGGCUGGGGGGCUGGACUUCACCAGGGCCUUGCCCUUCCUACACCUGCACUCACCUGUCUCUCCCAAGGGACAAGUCAGAAUUUUUCCCUCCUCCCCCCACCACUCUGCAUUCAGUGUUGAGGGGACAGCUUGCAUUUCUUGCUGUGGGUGAGGAAACAGAAGCUCCACUUUGGAUGUGCCACAGAAGUGUGGACAACAGGAAGCGCAAGGCAGCCCCAUCCCCUUCAUGGCAGAAGAGGUCCAUAGAGCACAUUCCCUCCUGGGAACCUGCAGUUUUCCUCCCACAGCAACCCCUGAGUGUGCUUUAAAUGUGUGGUGUGUGCACAGCCCCAUAUGCAACACAGCCUUAUUGCUGCAAGAGGCCAGAAGAGGCCAGAAAGCCACCCAGUCUGAUCUGCUGCCAAGGCCUAGGGAUGCCCAUCUGCUGCCCCCUUCCUCUUCCCCACAGCCGCAAUCCAGGCCACCAGCUGAAGAGCUUCAUGAAGGGCUCACAGAACAACAGCCAUGAGGGGUUUGUGUGAGGAAGCCAAGCCACCCACUCGAAUCCCAAAGGUUUUUGAUUAGAGGCCUUCCUGUAAACUUUGUUGAGUGAAUAAAUCUCGCCAGUCUGAUCUGGGGUGGCAUUCCUCAUAGAUGCUAAUAUGGUGCUCCAAAAGCACGAGGAGACCCCACUCACCGAGGUCUUACUGGGCGCAGUCUACGCCCUACUCAACUUCCCAAUGUGGGGCACCCCUAGGCAUGGGGUCUGGCUCUUCCUUCUGGCAUAGGCCCAUCUCCUGUGCCUCUUCUCUGAAUGUUUGCCCCUUGCUUUGGACUCACUGCGCUGCCUGCUUCACGAGGGUCAUUUUGCUGCAUCUCCCAGGUGAGAGUGAAGCUGCUGGAGUCGCAGGAGGUGGACGUGAAGCCAUGCCCGGCCUGCCAGUUCAGCACCUGCCUCUGUGCUGAGGAGGCCCACACCUUCUCCUGGAACGUGACGGCGACUCAGCUGGGUGAGGUUGAGGCGCCUGAGUGGGUGGGAGGAGACUUGUGGGGUUGAGGCUGCCAAGGGUCCCUCUCUUUCUUCCCCAAAGACCUUGUCAUCUGAGGACCCUUGGCAGAACCAACGGAUUCUUCUGUUUGGAAGCCAACUGGGCAUUAAGUGGAAUAUGGAAAGUAAUAACAAUGCCCCCUGCUGCAUGUGCUAUGGGUUUGUUUCCUCCCCAUCCCAGAUGGUGUCCCUCCCCAAUUUCUGCUAAUGGCAGCUGUGCAUCAGGGCAGAUUUGGGGACUGGGCUACAAAGGAGAGGUUGGGGGUCCAUCUCCAUUCAAGAACCCCCUAUGCUCCGACCUCUGUCCCUUACAUCCUUCUCCAGACUGAAGGCAUGGUGGACAUGUUGGCGGAUGUGGGGCUGGACUGGGGCUCUGGCCUCCAAGCAGCCUCUUCCCCUCCCUGAGCUCCUGGCACUCAUCAUGGGUCUGUGCCAAUUUUGCCUUCCUCUAGGGCACGUCAAUCUCUCGAUCACCGCCGAGGCAGAGGAGACGCAUGAGCUGUGUGGCAAUAAGAUCUCCACCACACCUGCGCGAGGCCGGUCAGACACAGUGGUCAAAUCCCUGCUGGUCAAGGUCAGUGUCUAUGUGGCCUUCAGCCCCUGAUGUCCAACUUUGGCUCAUAGCUAUCAAGUGCCAGCAACUGAUUCAGAACUCUGGGUCUCCCCUAAACAGGUGUUGUUGUUUUUUUUAGGGGGGGGGGAGAAUUGUAUUCAUUGGGUGCUGGGCAGGAGAGGCCCUUUGGAUUUUUGCAGCGCCUCCCUGUUUCCAGGUCUAAGGCGAUGUCAGCCAGGGGCUGUGAUCAGUUGGAAGGCCUGGCAAUUGCAAGAGCUCUUACACAGAGCAGGGGAAAGGCAGAGAAGGUAGAAGGAGAGAGCAGCCCCACUCACCAUCCCAUCCUCUUUUCCUCCCACAGCCAGAAGGCGUCCUUGAAGAAGAGACCCACAAUGCAUUCCUCUGCUCUUCAGGUGUGCUUAGGCUGCAUCCCUUGCUCAGGGCAGCUUGGCUUGUGAUGGGGCCCCAGAGAACACAAGCUGGAGAGAAGAUGAAGUGUUGCUCUGCUUGUCAUUGGGCUGGAGACGUGUCUCUUCUCUAGGGCAGUAGCGGGAUGUAAAAGAGACCAAAGACACACACUCUGUCUCUCUGCUUGCCAAGGGGAGUAGGGAUGGGAUGGAGAGGUGGUGGAAUGACAGCUGAGAGAACACAGUAGCUAAAAACAGACUACUGAGCUAGCAAGCUCCUAGUCCAUUCUUCACUGUGUGCAAGUCCAAUUGCAGAUUAUGACCACUUGGUUAGUGUUUUCAACUGCAUUAAUUCCUGUUCUUCAUCUCCUUUCAGGGGACCCAGUUCACGAUGAGGUUUCCCUAAAGCUGCCUGAAACUGUUGUGGAGGGCUCUGGCCGAGCUACCGUCUCCUGCAUUGGUGAGGAAAUUUGCCCCCACAUUUCUUCCCCAUCUCUGGCCAUAUGAGAGAUCUGGAGAGGAGGAGACUUUUCUUUCCACUCCAUCAUAAUGAAAGUUACCCAUGUGCAAUUCUGGCUGCCAUUGAUUCCUUUCCUCAUAUGGUCCACGGAGCAGGAGAAAACGAGCUUGCUCCAUCUUCCAUGUGACAGCUCUUUAAGGAUUUGAAGAUGGCCACCAGACCUCCUCUCAGUCUUCUCUUAUCCAGGCUAAACAUACCCAACUCCUGCAGCCUUUCCUCAAAAGACUUGGUUUCCAGAUGAUGGUGGUGGUGGUGGUAAUGGUAAUGAUAACAAUCUUCUCAACAUCUAGGGGACAUUAUGGGCACAUCAAUACAACAUAUAGACCUUCUGAUUCAGCGACCCCUGGGCUGCGGUGAGCAGAACUUGAUGAUGUUUGUUCCUAACAUUCACAUACUCCGGUACUUGGAGAAGACCAGCCUGGCAACCCCCACCUUCAAAGAGGACGUAAUAAAGCACAUACAGAGUGGUGAGUAGGUCCUCUUUUCUCCUCAGAAUGUGGCUUAAGGCAGGUGUUCAUUGGCAAGAACUGUGCGAAUAGUAAAAGUCUGGAAGAUCACUGGCCGAAUGAGAAGGGAAGUUGAGGAGACUGUUGUGAAUUUGUUCAUGCAAAUGGAAGGUGCUCUUGAGAAGACGUUGGAAGCCUUGGAGAAAGGAAUUUCCAUUUUAUCUGUAGGAUGUAUUCAUGAUUGUUCUUCAUAGAUCAAAAAGUGUUUGCUGGGAGUGGAGAUUUCAUGGCGAAUUUGCAAUCACAAUCCAUUGUGUUUUUUGUGGGUCUUUUCCCCAUUUGAUAGAUACUGACGUAGUCCUAUAAUUACCCCAGCCCACAACCACUUUAUCCCUUCGUCCACUUUUUGGGUAUUAAUAUUUUAUUGAAGGAAUUUCAAUUAUAAAGAGGUAAAGUGAUACAGAAAAAAGAAAAACAAGGAAAGGGGAAAAGGGGGAAAUGAUUCAAAGUUUUAUGAGCAGGAAACAAAUAAUGAUACCUCUAUUUAGUUGAAUAGCAUCAUGUGCAUGUCCAGCAUGGGAUUAUCUUCCUACUAAAUUAAAAUAACUCUAAACAGACCUAAAAUCAGAGAUCUCUCUCUCCCCACAGCCUCCAUUACAGCCUGGAGCUGUUUUCUCUUUAUGAGCUCUAUGUAGUAUAAACAGCCAAAUAUAACCAGUCAAAUCUUUCACUGCAAAUGCCUCAUAGACACUUAAUACAAGGUUUGCCCUAACAAAACCUUGCCUGUGCGGCGCAUGAUGUCUUUUCGGCACCGGAAGAACACUUCUUUCUAUUUUGUUUUCCCAGGCCUAUGUAACUGGUUUAUGAUCAUCUUCCCACUGCUGAAGUCCUACAUUGUUUUCUGUGCUGAUUGUUGUUUGGUUUUAACUUCGUCCGCCACUUAGUCAGGUGGUUUUUAAAAAACUGUAAAUCCCUUAAAUAUAUAAGCGGGUAAAAUCAGGGUCCCUCCUAGCAUUGCCAGUGCUACUUUGUUCUUCUCUUCUGCCAGGGUAUCAACGCCAGCUGCUCUACAAGCGCGAUAACGGCUCUUACAGUGCCUUUGGGAUGCAUGAUGCUGAGGGGAAUACUUGGUGAGUUAGCAGCAGAGCUAGAACCAGCCGGCCCAAGCUGUCAGGGUGGCCAUUCAGGCUGAGCAAUUUGCUGUCAUGAGCAAUUGGAGAAGGAGGUGAUACAGGCAACCCUGCAGCCUGCAAUCUGCCAGCCCUUGUUCCCAGUUAGCACCUUUUUUGGUCUCAGGGUGAUGUUGCUUGUUAAAGAGGCAGAAGCCUACCAUCAAUCUGUGGGUGGGUGGGUGGUGGUCUUGGGUGUCCCCUAAGAGGCAAAAUCAAACUACUACUACUUCUGGAAUCAGGUGGAAUGGGAAUUAAAAUUGAGGUUUAGUGUAGCAUUUUAUUGUGUAGCAUUGCCUAACCUUAUGACCAACAUGUUUCUUCUUCUUCUUCUUCUUCUUCUCUUCUUCUUCUAUUAUUAUUAUUAUUAUUAUUAUUAUUAUUAAUUCCAUCUCUAUACCACUUUAAAUUUUAAAGAAAAAAUCUCCAAACGCUCCAUUAACACAUGAAACAAAACAAUCCAGAAUAAAACAAUUUAAAGCUUCAAGGAAACUAUUUCCUUCUCUAAGUGACAUUUUGCUUUCCCCACAUUGAUUUACCUAUUUAAUUUAAGUCAGUGCCAUGCUGGAAGGAAGUCCCCAUGCAACAUCAGUUAGUAGUUUUCUCCUUACGGCUUCUGUCACUUUUGUUGUUUUCUGUUCAGUGCUGCAGGAGAAAAGCUGAGAUGAAAAAUAGUGGGGCAUGAUCCCUUGUAGUUCAGAAGCUGAGUUGCCCCUCAUUUUUAAAUUUAUUCUUGCUUCAAUCCUAAAGGCUGACGGCUGCUGUGGUUAAGGGUUUUGGCCAUGCCAAGACUUAUGUCUAUGUUGAUGAGAAGCACAUUCAGGAUGCUGUGCGCUGGUUGGGGCAGCACCAACUUCCCAGUGGCUGCUUUGAAAGUGUGGGAAGAGUCUUCAACAAUGCCAUAAAGGUACCUUCACUGAGCAUUCAUUUGCUUGCGGGGAGGUUAUACAACAUGAGAUCAAGCAAUUGCUAUCCCACACUUCCCAAUGUAUUUUCCUGUUACUUUCCUGAUCACGAAAGGUCCAGUUUGGGGAGAGGUGGGGAGCAGCUUUGCUGUCUCGAAACUAAUUCAAUCGCACAACUUCCAUUUUUCUGGUAUGUCAUGGAAUCCCACUCAAAACAGUGGGAGUCUGGAAGCGCCUUGACUUUUCUCUUGUGUUUCCCCUGACAUCCUUAGGGUGGCGUGGAUGAUGAGAUUUCACUAACAGCUUACGUUGCUGCCUCACUGAUGGAGCUCAACAUGAAGGAGAAUGUAAGUCCUUCCUUAGGAUUUCCACAAGUUUUUGUGAGCUCCCCAUCAAUCCUUGUACAACUCAAAGCUCAGGGCAGAACUACCAGCUCAGUAUUUGCACUAUUUCUAAGGCUUUGUUAGCAUUUGGGUCCAUGCCCCAUAUCGCUACCCCAUGAAGCAUCUGGGAAACCACUUUACUGGCAAAGAUUUUCAACACAGGUUCUAGUAACUGGCCACCCAGCCUGUCUGGUGUGCCUUCAGCUUGUCUGGAUGGAGAGACAUGCCUCAAACUGUAGUCAUGAUGCCUCUUGAUGCUUCUGUAGAAGCCUGGCUUUGCAUGCCUCAAAUGUAGCCAUACAAGCUCCAUUGCUCUGUCCAGUUUUUGCCUCUGGCCCUGAACACUACUGGCAGGUUGUCCGUGAGGGAAUGCAGCCCUCAAGUUGGGGGGGGGGGAAACGUCUCUGACCCCAGUUUGUAGGAUGGUGGUACUGGUAGAUAAUGGGCACAAAAUGACCACAUCUGCAACAGAUGUGCCAUAAAAUGCUACUCUUUGCUGAGUCAUUGGUAUGUGCUUAUGUUCAGCUUGUGUCCAGAUGCUGGAAGGGAAUUCCUUGUAGCCUGGAAGUCUCUGCAAAAGAGGGCAGGAGUACAUGAUCUCCACCUUCUGUCCAUCUAAGAAACACCAGGGAGAUGUCUGACCUGAUAAUUAUACAGCAGUACCUCAGUUUUUGGACAUCUCCGUUGCCGAACUUUUCUGUUUUCGAACGCUGAAAACCCAGAAGUAAAUGCUUCCAUUUUCGAACGCGCCUCAGAGGUUGAAUGGCUUCCACUGUGUGUAUCUGUUGUUUCCCCACAAUUUUCUCUAUUGAUUUGGCAGACUGCCCUUUGCGCCUCAGUUUUUGAACGUUUCAGAAGUCGAACGGUCUUCCGGAAUGGAUUACGUUUGAAAACCGAGGUUCCACUGUACAAUGGUACCUCGGGUUAAGUACUUAAUUCGUUCUGGAGGUCUGUUCUUAAUCUGAAACUGUUCUUAACCUGAAGCACCACUUUAGCUAAUGGGGCCUCCUGCUGCCACCGCGCCGCCGAAGCACAAUUUCUGUUCUCAUCCUGAAGCAAAGUUCUUAACCUGAGGUACUAUUUCUGGAUUAGUGGAGUCUGUAACCUGAAGCAUAUGUAACCUGAAGCGUACGUAACCCGAGGUACCACUGUAUAUCCUUCCACUAUAGCUCUCAUGGCCUUCCCUGUGGAUUCCUGGGGAACUAUACUUUGGUGAGAAGACCCCCAGGACCUCCUAAGAGAAGUGCAGUUCUCCCACUCAGCAACCUAACAGAGUCUUUUUAAAAUUGUGUUAAAGCGUACAAUGGUAGAUGAUGCCUUGGGCUGCCUGAAGAGGAACUUGAGUUCUGUGGACGAUGCCUACCCCAAGGCCUUGCUGGCUUACGUCUUCACAUUGUCUGGGGACACAGAGAUACGGCAGAACCUACUGAAAGACUUGCGCGAAGGGGCUGACAAAACAGGUAGGAGGGGUUCAUUCAGAGCAAAGGAAGGCUAUGUGCCCAUUAACUGACCUAAAAUGCAGCAAGGUUGUGCUCUUUCUCACCAUGGACAGGAUUUGAUCUUGGUGGGGAACUAGCAGGGGGAGUGCAGUGCAUGCAGAGAAGACAGGCGUGUGUACACAGCCCUUGUUCCAGAGACGGCUGUUUUGCCACAUCUGGAGUAGCAACUUUUUCUGCUUAGGCUAUUGGGGUAAAUUCUGAGUUCCCCAGUAGUUUCUAUUAUUUCUAAACAAACGUGUCAGUUCAGGUAGUCCUUUGGUGACCCAGAAUGAAUUAUCCACAAUUACUGUGAUGAUAGAAGCAUUUCAGAGUGCUUUCAUAUGUUUCCAACUCUUCGUCUUGUUUAUCUGUAAGGGCAGUCUUCUGAGACCUACCACUAUUAUUCCCAUUUUACAGAUAGCGAUGUAAGCCAUAAUAAUAAUAAUAAUAAUAAUAAUAAUAAUAAUAAUAAUAUAUAGAGAACAACCACUCUGGGCGGCUUCCAAGAAAUAUUAAAAUACUGUAAUAUAUCAAACAUUAAAAGCCUCCCUAAACAGGGCUGCCUUCAGAUGUCUUCUAAAAGUCUGGUAGUUGUUGUUCUCUUUGACAUCUGGUGGGAGCACUUUCCACAGGGAGGGCGCCACUACCGAGAAGGCCCUCUGCCUGGUUCCCUGUAACUUGGCUUCUCGCAGUGAGGGAACUGCCAGAAGGCCCUCGGUGCUGGACCUCAGUGUCCGGGUAGAACGAUGGGGAUGGAGACGCUCCUUCAGAUAUACUGGAUCAAGGCUGUUUAGGGCUUUAAAGGCCAGCACCAACACUUUGAAUUGUGCUCGGAAACGUACUGGGAGCCAAUGUAGGUCUUUCAAGACCGGUGUUAUAUGGUCUCGGCGGCCGCUCCCAGUCACCAGUCUAGCUGCCACAUUCUGGAUUAGUUGUAGUUUCCGGGUCACCUUCAAAGGUAGCCCCACGUAGAGCGCAUUGCAGUAGUCCAAGCGGGAGAUAACCAGAGCAUGCACCACUCUUGCGAGGCAGUCCGCAGGCAGGUAGGGUCUCAGUAAACAGCUGCCCUGGACACAGAUUUGACCUGUGCCUCCAUGGACAGCUGUGAGUCCAAAAUGACUCCCAGGCUGCACACCUGGUCCUUCAGGGGCACUGUUACCCCAUUCAGGACCAGGGAAUCCUCCACACCUGCCCGCCUCCUGUCCCCCCAGAACAGUACUUCUGUCUUAUCAGGAUUCAACUUCAAUCUGUUAGCCGCCAUCCACCCUCCAACCGCCUCCAGACACUCACACAGGACCUUCACCGCCUUCACUGGUUCUGAUUUAAAAGAGAGGUAGAGCUGGGUAUCAUCCGCAUACUGAUGAACACCCAGCCCAACCCCCCUGAUGAUCUCUCCCAGCGGCUGCAUGUAGAUGUUAAAAAGCAUGGGGGAGAGGACAGAACCCUGAGGCACCCCACAAGUGAGAGCCCAGGGGUCUGAACACUCAUCCCCCACCACCACUUUCUGAACACGGCCCAGAAGGAAGGAGCGGAACCACUGUAUGACAGUGCCCCCAGCUCCCAGCCCUUCAAGACGGUCCAGAAGGAUGUUAUGGUUGAUGGUAUCAAACGCCGCUGACAGAUCCAGCAGAACUAGGAAACAGCUCUCAACUUUGUCCCUAGCCUGCCGGAGAUCAUCAACCAGUGCGACCAAGGCAGUUUCAGUCCCAUGAUGAGGCCUGAAUCCCGACUGGAAGGGAUCCAAAUGGCGUGCCUGGAGUUGUUCAGCAACCACUCGCUCAAUCACCUUGCCCAAGAAUGGAAGAUUUGAGACUGGGCGAUAGUUGGCCAUCGUGGCCGCAUCUAAAGAUGGUUUUUUAAGAAGCGGUUUAAUAACCGCCUCUUUCAGCGGGUCUGGGAAGGCUCCCUCAUGGAGGGAAGCAUUCACCACCCCACGAAGCCCAUCGCCCAGCCCUUCCCGGCUAGCUUUUAUAAGCCAGGAUGGGCAAGUAUCAAGGAGACAGGUGGUUGGUUUCACUCGUCCAAGCAGCCUGUCCACAUCCUCGGAGGUAACAGAUUGGAAUUGAUCCCACACAACUUGACUAGACAGGACUCUAGCACUCUCCCGCCCCUGCCCUGCUCCCACGGUGGAGUCUACCUCUUUCCGAAUCUGAGCAACUUUAUCUGCAAAAAACUUUGCAAAAUCAUUGCAGGAGAUCAUGUGGCCCAUACUUGGCCCCGAUGGAGCAGGUGGUUCCGCUAAAUUGCGAACCACCUGAAAAAGUCUCCUGCUGCUGUUUUCUGCAGAUGCAAUAGAGGCAGUGAAGAAAGUCUUCUUCGCUAUCGCUACCGCCACUUGGUAGGCUUGACAUUGGGCCCUAACCCGUGUCCGGUCAGCUUCAGAAUGAGUUUUCCACCACCGGCGCUCUAGCCGUCUCAACGAUUGUUUCAUUGCCCUCAGAUCCGUGGAGAACCACGGGGCUGUCCGGGCUCCAUGCAAACGGAGAGGGCGCUUCGGAGCCAAACAGUCAAUAGCCCUGGUUAACUCCACAUUCCAGUGGGCCACCAGGGAAUCAGCUGAAAGGCCAUCAACAUGGGAUAAAGCAUCCCCUACCACUCUCUGGAAGCCAUUUGGAUCCAUUAAGUGGCGGGGGCGGACCAUCCGAAUCGGUCCCACCUCCCUGCAGAGGGGAUGGGUCACGGAGAAGUCCAGUCACACCAGGAAGUGAUCUGACCAUGGCACUUCUUUCGUUUCGCUUUUACUUAGUGUCAGAUCACCAACAUCCAUAGAGGUAAACACCAGGUCCAAGGCAUGUCCGCGGCAAUGGGUUGGGCCAAACUUAUUCAGGGACAGCCCCAUGGAGGCCAUGCUUUCCACGAAGUCCCGAGCGGCCCCUUGUAAGGUCGUGUCGGCAUGGAUGUUAAAAUCCCCUAAGACAACCAAACUAGGUGUCUCCAGCCAUGACCUGAAGCAGCUCGGGCAGGGAAUCCUUGGUGCAGCAGGGAGGUCGGUACACCAAAAGGAAUCCUGUACUGCCCCUAUUGCCCAACUUCCAGAACAUGCACUCAGAGAACUGGGUCUUCCUAAUAGGACGCCUAGUGCAAACUAAUGACUUCCUAAAAAUCACUGCAACCCCCCCUCCCCGCCUACAAGGCCUGGGUUGCUGUGCGUAAGAGAAACCUGGUGGACAAGCAGCGGCAAGGACAGGCCCAUCUGCUUCAUCCAUCCAAGUCUCUGUUACACAUGCCAGGUCAAGUCCUCCAUCCAUGAUCAAGUCAUGGAUACCAGUGGUCUUAUGAAUCAUUGACCUGGCAUUGCACAGCAGCACCUUCAAGUCAUGUGGGUAUCCCUUGCUGAUUCUAGUAUCCGUCCGGUUAGGACCAGACCCGGAGGCAGGGAUAGUCCUCAAACAACGACUAAACCUGCCUCCUCUGUAAUGACAUGGUCUGGUCUUAGCGUAACUCCUUCUCCUACCUGUGAUCACUGAGAUCGGUUGUCCCAGCGCAUCCCCCUCUGUGGAACAUGCCCCAGUCAUUUUGUUGGCUGGGACCCACUCCCCGGCAGCCCUGACCCCUCCCCUUAAGAACAAAAUAAAACCUUAAAAAUAAACAAAAACCCAAUAAAACAAUACAAACAAAAAAACUGUAAAAGUUACAAAACAUCAAAAUCAAACAAAUUCCCAAGCCCAACCAAACAUCCAUCCCACCCCCACUCCCCCACAUACAAAAAAAGCAAAAGAAAAAUUUAAAAACAUUUUAAAAAGAACUCUGCGCCCCUCCGAGUCCUCCUGGACAGCAGCAGCAGUAACAGCAACCGUCCUUGUGAGGCUUCAGGCCCCGCCCUGGGCCAGGUGGUGAGUGGCAGGAGCAGGGCCCUCAGGCACUCACACAGGGGAGUCCUCCUGGGCAGCAAAGCAGUUCUUUUAAGGCUUCAGGUCCCGCCCUAGGCCAGAUGGUGAGUGGCAAUAGCAGGGCCCUCAGGCACUCACACAGGGGAGUACCCCUUUCCAGCCUCCUUACAAAGAUAUCUUUCUGCUGGGGUUUGGGACUAGACUCAAGGUGUGGUGCCCUGCCCAACAUGACUCACUGCAGAGAACAAGUCUGAAUGACCUCUGGGCCUAACUACACUUGACGCAACAACCCGGCAAUCCCACUGCUUAGUUUUUUGAAAAGGAUGGGGAAGUAUAAGUCUUCUCUCCAUAGCGGCCAUCUCAGUAAAAAUCACAUCUGCAUGCAGCUGUGACAAUUUGCGCCAGGAAAAGCCUCCAUUGGGGUCAACAGGAGCCUUCCCCCCAGUGCUAAUUGCUGUACUGUGUAUAUGGAGAAGAUUCAAUAUUUACUGAGCUGGUGGCUGGGAUGAUUAGACUUUAAAUCUCUGCUCCCAUCCCUGGUGCCUGGAAUGAAUGAAUCCAAGGGGGCAGCCUAGUAAUGCAAAAUAAAUAAAUGAAUGAACGAAUGAAUGAAUGAAUGAAUGAAGGCUUAGUAGCAUCAGCAGUUCCCACUCCAAUUAUUGCUCUGGGUUAUUAUUACAGGAGUUGAAAUGAGCCCACCUUCUUUUCUUUCCCCUCUAUAGAUGGAAUUGUAUCCUUGUCAGAUGUAGAAACAACAGCCUACUAUCUGCUGUCUCUCCUCAGCACAGCUGAGGUGUCCACAGAUGUCCUCAACCAUGCCUCUGAAGUUGUGCCUUCUCUCACCAGCCUACAGGGUCUUUAUGGAGGACUUUCAUCCUCACAGGUAGCGACAGCUGUUUCUCAAGGGAAGAGGUGUGGCAGGGUACCAAAUUUCCGUAUUUGGGUGUGCCAAAUGCAGGGAUGACUCCAGAACAAAAACUAGCUUGGGGGGAGCAAAGAGAUGGGAAGGAUUAAAGGAGGAAAGAUUUAAUCCACCUGAAUAUACUCUGCCAAAAAGUUAGAGGGAGUAUUUAGGGGGAGUGCCCACUGUCCCUUGCUAUUGCUUGCAGUCAUCCCUGGGUAUUCACCUUGAAAUGCACAUUCUAGCACAGGGCUGGUGUUUAAGUGGAGUGAAAAUUAUCGGCCACUCGAAAAUCAUCGUUUGAGGUUUCCUAUGUUCAAUGGCUGCAGUGGUGUGGCAGGAUGAGGGACAAAAGGAGUUAUUGUUUAUAAGAUCUCGGUAAGUGUUAAAAUUUGUCUCCUGGAUCUCCACCCCACCAUCCAAGACGACUGUUUGCUUUCCCCAGAACACAGUGAUUGCCCUGCAGGCUUUAUCCAAGUAUGCAGCCUUGACCUAUCGUGAGGCAGAAGAUGUGAAGGUGCUGGUGAAAUCCAGUGGGGGUUUCCAGCACGAGUUCCACGUGGGCAAGAAGAACCGGCUGGUGUUGCAACAGGCCCCUCUUGCAGAGAUUCCUGGUCAAUACAAGCUGGAGGUGUCAGGGAACGGCUGUGCCUAUGUGCAGGUAAGCCAUGGAAAUCUCAGGGGACAAAGGCACAAACAAGGCUCACCUUUGAUCCACGGGGAGCAGGAUAGAAGCAACAGACUGAGGCACUUUUCAGAUUGUCACAGAGGAAGGAGAGGCGGGGGUCGUGUCUCAGAUCCUGAGCAGUCCUGAGAAAAUGAAAAGAGCAUUCGUGUUCAUCGUGCUCCACAGCAGGAUAGCUGGGUAACAUCCAGUGAAACAUACUGACUGUUGCAAGUUUGAAGGGAAAGGCAAUUCCUUAGCACAGAUUCAGCAGAUGGUGGUUCUUGCCAUGGGAUGUUAAUAACGUCAGUAACAGAAAUAAUUAGAUAAAUAAAUGGGAGUAUAAGUUGGCCAACAGUUAAUAGCUAGGAUAGGGCAGAGUUCCAACAGAGUUCCUGGUGAAAACAAUGUGAUGGAACACUCAUUGAGUGGCCCAUAUUGUAUAUCAUCAUCACAAUCAUUAUCAGAUUUUAUUGGUCAGCCAAAUAUGGGUUAUAGCCCAAAACAAACAAACAAACAAACAAACAACAGAGAGGUCUUAAAAACAUAUUACAGUGGUACCUUGGUUCUCAAACUUAAUCCAUUCCGUAAGUCCGUUCCAAAAUCAAAGCGUUCCAAAACCAAGGUGCGCUUUCCCAUAGAAAGUAAUGCAAAAUGGAUUAAUCAGUUCCAGACUUUUAAAAACAACCCCUAAAACAGCAAUUUAACAUGAGCUUUACUAUUUAACGUUUGAAAACCAAAACACUUACUUCCAGGUUUUCGGCGUUUGGGAACCAAGGCAUUUGAGUACCAAGGUACCACUGUAUAGCGCACAUGAUGAAAGAUAAGAUAAGAUAAACUUUAUUCGCAUUAGCCAACGGCCAUGGCAACAUAAAACAAGCAAUAUAUACAAAUAAAAAGACAGUGAUGUGUAAAGAGGGCAAUAAAAUGAGCAAGGUUAUCGUUCAGAUAGUGGCCCUUAUUGAUGAAAGCAUUAUAAUACACAUCACAGAAGAUGCCAGAAGUCAGCCCAGAAUACAGCAGUUUUCUUCCCCACGUAGACUACUCUUCGAUACCACAAAGAGCCUCCACCGUCGGAAGCUUUUGCUCUGAGUGUAGAGACAUCACCAGAGGAAUGCAACCAGACUACCAGGAAAUAUUUUGAUGUUCAUGUACAAGUCAGGUACUGUACUUCUGCUAAGCUGCUUCUGAAGGGGCUCCAAAAAUCACAUCUCUGGUGAAGCAGCUUGUGAAGCUUUGAGAACAUGUGAAUAGUUGCAUGCAAAAAUAUGUUCUGCCUAUUUACAACAUAUUUGCAAAAUAAUAAUAAUAAUAAAAUAAAAAAUUCUGCCUCCCAGCUCACCCCAUGCUGGAGUUCCCCUGGAGCUGGGUUCAGAAUCAUGAGCUCUGUCUAAGCUAAUAGGGCUGCCCACUUGUCAAAAUCCCUUAUACUGGUACUCGCAAUGGAAUGGAGACUUAUAAGGGAAAGGAGGGAGGGAAAGACUAGCAAAGGCUUUUGCAAGCCUUCUCGCUCUUUGCUUUUAAGUCCCUGAGCCUGAGAAUUUGGAAGGGAAGGGGGGGACACUUGCGAAGAACAGGAAUGGAGGCGGUAGCAUGUAUGCCUGAGGCCAUGCAUCUUCUGAGGUCUGCUCUUUCAAUUUAGGCCCCAGGCUGAAUGGAAGCAAGGGGAAGGCUCUGGAGUGAUGGGCCUCUGCUUGCUGGUCACAGCCCCCCAGGCUGAGAGGAGCACUCUGCUCUGAUGGCUGUCUCAGCAGCAAGCUGGGUAAUGAGUCUCAUCAGCAAUCACCUCAGGGUGGCCCUGCCACGAGCGAGACAUUGAUUAAACCCAUCCUCCAGGCUGCUCACUUGUGAGGCAGUGGGGAAGGAAGUUCACUACAGUGGUACCUUGGUUGUCGAAUCUAAUCCCUUCUGGGAGUCCAUUUGACUCCUGGAGCCAUUCAAAAACCAAGGCCCGGCUCCCGAUUGGCUGCAGGAGCUUCCUGCACUCAAUUGGAAGCCACAGAAGCCAUGUUCAGCUUCCAAACAACAUUCAAAAAUCCGGACACUUCAGGAGCCAAAACGUACAAGUACCAAGGUGUUUGAGAACCAAGGUAUGACUGUACUGGAUCCAAAUCUCCCCAGAUGAUUUUUCAGCUGCCACUCUUUCCCUUUCUCCCGUUAGCUACACAGGGGGGCGCAAUGAAACCAACAUGGUCCUGAUAGAGGUGCAUAUGCCGUCUGGGUAUAUCCCUGUGAAGAAGUCUGCGAAGCAGGUAAGACCAUUUGGCUUGGCUUCUCCCCAUCUUUCAGUAAUCCUUUUGUUUUAGUUGUUUCGUCCCACGACACUGCUGUGUAGUCAUUCAGAACGGCUUCUAUAAGGCAAAAGCAAAAUUAAGAUCCACAAGCAACAGUAAGAACUGAAGAAUGAAAUUAAGAUGUCUGAAAAACAGCUUAAGCUGUUAGCAGAGCAUUUCAGGAGAGAUCUUGGCUCCUGAGGGUCCAUUUUCAGGAAGAGACACAAGCUCCAUCCAUCUCUCUUCAUCCCUCCUCCCUUGCCCAGCUCCCAGGGUCUAAUUCUCAGACUCCAUCCCCACUUGCCCAGCCUCCUCCUCCUAAACCAGCUGAUCUCCAGUUCUCAGGCACAUCCUUCUCCCCGGGUCCUUCCACGUAUUUCAUUCUCUUCUCUGUUCUUCUUUCGGAAUCAGGCAAUGAGGUAGACUGUCUGGAUGUGCAGAGGGCAGUGUGUUUGUACCACUUCCCUGCUUUUGCUUGCUUGCUUGCUUGACGUGUGUCUUUGUGUGCAUCUGUUUUAGGUAAAAUUGUAUAUGUAUUUUUACUAUCCUCUCUUAACAAAUCACGUUCUUUCCGGAUGUGCUGCUGCUGCUGCACUGCAUAAUAUACAACAUGGAAUUUAUCCACCAACAACACCUAUCUGAUCAGUGCAAAACUUCUUUGCUGGGUUGUUUCCUACAACUCUUGUUGCAAAUGAAUGGAAGGGCAUUGGCCUUGAACCCAGGCCCAAGAAGGCGAGUGUUUGGCCUUGUCCUUCUGAAGGUGGGAUGGCGGGAGAAAUGCCCAAAGCCCAGAUUUCCCACAGGUUCUGUGGCCCACUCCUCUCCCCAAGUAGCCAAUCCUGACAAAGAUGUGGACAGAAUUAAGGUGUCUGGUGACAAUCCGCUGCUACGUGUCCCCGCAAUUGAAAGUGACACUGAGCCCCUAUUUUUCUAGGUGUGGGAAGUUCCACAUUUCAAACAGUGCCCUGUUCCUGUAUGAAGCAUGUUAUAAAGUGUCCCGUGUACUCAUAUUUAUCCUUAUUUUCUCUUUUGUAUAUCGUAUAUGUAUCAUAUUCUGCAGUAAGGUGUCUCAGAAUGCUGAACCUUCUAGUCAUUUUCUGUGCAACAAUUGUGAGGAUCUAUAAAACUGUUGUCCUUGUUUUGUACGAGCCCACGUUUUAUGGGAUGGCAGCCCACCAGUGGUGGCCUAGGGCUGCUGGCUUGAUUUGUUCAUUCACAGAGCCCAUUUCUUCCAUAUUCUGACAGCUCCUAAUGAAGCCCCUCGUCAAAAAGGUGGAGUUUGAGCCUGACAAGAUCCACAUCUACCUGGAUCAGGUGAGGCCUACUCAGAUCUCUAUCAGAUUGACAAAGAUCAGGGAUAUGUGGAAGGGGUUCUGGGGUAAUGCCCCACCUUUGAGUCAGGCAAGGAGGGCAUGGAAGUAAGGACCAAAGCAAAGCCCGCCCUAGCUGGGAGACCUUUCCUUACUCCCUCUUUUUCCUUAAGCCAGAAGAAGUGUCCUGGGGAACUCAAAAACUUGCCUAUCAGAGGGCUCAUCCACACUUCUGCUUGCCCCGUGCCUAGAAAGUACAGUUCUGAGCAGUUUUCUGCUUGUCUUCUGCUAAUAAUAAUAAUAAUAAUAAUAAUAAUAAUAAUAAUAAUAAUUUAUUGAUAUCCCGCCCAACUGGCUGGGUUUCCCCAGCCACUCUGGGCGGCUCCCAACAGAAUAUUUAAAACACGAUAAAACAUCAAAUAUUAAAAACGUCCCUAGACAGGGUUGCCUUCAGAUGUCUUCUAAAAGUUAGGUAGUUGUUGAUUUCCUUGACAUCUGAUGGGAGAGCGUUCCACAGGUAGGGUGCCACUACUGAGAAGGCCCUGCAGCUGGUUCCCUGUAACCUCACUUUCCGCAGGGAGGGAACCACCAGAAGGUCCUCAGAGCUGGACCUCAGUGUCCGGGCUGAAGGAUGGGGGUGGAGAUGUGGAUUCGAGCAGCUUUCCCCUGGAAAACCUGUUUUUUGCCGCUAAGUCAGAGCGACCAUCAAGCCAUGGAAAACCCGAUUGCUAUUUGGUCUGAUUCAGCGGUAAACCCCAGAUUUCUUUGGGGGCAAAAGCAGUGGGGCAAAUGGACGUGUGGACGAGCCCACAUUGUAGUUGAUCCUAAUUAGAUUUGUUUGCCACCCCUCCCCUUCUGAUGGACGAACACACUUCCCGCCAUGUUUAUCUCCUACCCCUCUUUCCUGUCUUCAGCUGGAUAGCGAAGUUCAAAACUACAGUGUGUCUGUGGAACAAGAAACAGAAGUGAUGGAUCUAAAGCCAGCAAUAGUAAAAGUGUAUGAUUAUUACCAUCCAGGUAAGCAUCUCAUUGCUGGAAAUGGGUACCAUUCAUCACAAAGUGCAUUUAUAGAUCACCACAAUCCUGCCUGUCUCCCAAUCCCCUUCUCCCUAAGCAUACGCGCUCCAAAGAACUCUGCCAGAGACAUUCAGGAACCCUUCAUUGCGAUCCUUCUGUCUGUUUUCAUGCCAAGUGUCUGCAUGUGUGAAGUCAUGCUAGUUGGACUUCUCCACACUUACCUUUGCCAAGGGUGGUGGUGGUGGGUUCUGCCAGGGCGAUUGCCCUGGGUGCAUCGGGGUAGGGGAGAGCGCUACUCACGCUGCCAUCCCUGAGCCAUCCCUGCACUGUGUUGUGAUCUGAACGGAUCCCAGCCUCGCAACACGGCUUGGGGAGGGCGGCGUGAGAAGGAUUUCAGCAGCCGUACACCCUUCAAUCCCAGCUGUCAGGCGUGGAGAGUCCUCCCCUCCCUUUGAUAACUUCACAGAUCAGAAUUAACCAGCAGCUGAUAAAUUUAUAGUCCUUUUAUUACAGCGUCAUGUUGCCAGCACAAAUGCACAGCUCUCCGCAAGGAGAACAGUUGCCUAAUCUAAUCAUCCUUCUGGCUCCCGCAGCAUUUUGGGCGCCAAUGAGAAGUUCCUCCCUCCCUCUGACUCCUUUGUUCUCUGAUACGUUCAGACCUCCAAGUCCAUGAGGAGGGGAGCCCUCCACGCUCUCAAGAGAUUUCUCAGCUAGCUGCCCCCUCCUUUCUGUUCUGUCGUCAUUAUCUCGUAACUGGGUAACUCCCCCCCUAAGCUGUUCAGCUUCUCUCUCUCUCUCUCUGAACAUGCUGUGGGCAAGGGGGCGAGCACGCAGUUCUUCCCCCUCCAGCUCUCCAUCAGAGAGAAGCUGGUCUGCCAUGGAAUGCAUUCCCCAGUCCUCAUCUUCAGACCAUUCCCUGACACCAGCCCCUUGAGGGCGAGGCUGGGGUGGAAGGGUGCAUUGUGUCCUUCUCACACCGCCCUCCCUGAGUGGGAUUCCGCAACAGGGAUGAGGAACUUGUGGACACAGAAUCAUAGAAUUGUAAAGUUGGAAGGGACCCCGAGUGUCAUCUAAACCAACCCUCUGCAAUGCAGGAAUCUCUUGGCCAACGUGAGGCUCAAAGCCAUGACCCUGGGAUUAGGAGUCUCAUGUUCUACCGACUGAGCUAUCCUUCAGGUCCUCCAGAUGUCAUGGGACUCCAACUCCCAUGUGCUCUCGCCAGCACGGCCAAUUGUCAGGGAUGAUGGGAGUUGUAGUUCAGAAACUUUUGGAGGACCCUGACUUCCUGCUAAUGGGGGUGGGAGAGAGAUUUGCUCUGGGGCUCGAUCUCUGUCUCAUGAAUUGUUCUCUCUCAUACACAGAAGACAGCGCGGAAGUUGAAUAUAACGCUCCCUGCAGCACAGGUAAGGAUGGAACGAGGCUUGGGCACAUGUCAGAAAGGAGAGUCACAUAAUGCUCAUAGUGGCCGCUGGUGAGCUUUAGGUGGAAUUGUGCAGGCAUCCACUGUGCAAGGAGAACUCCCCUCCCUCCACAUCAUGAUGGGUGGCUGGCCUGGACCCACAAUGCUUAAUAUAUUAUGCCUUAUUUUCUUCGUAUUUCUUCCCACAGAGAGCACAAAGAAAGACCACCACUAGCUCUGCAUCCGAGACGUGAAGCAAACCCAGAUGAACAGCACAAUUGCUGCAGGAGAUCUCCCAUCUUAGGGCAUUGUUUUGAGUCUGCUUUGUUAGGUCAUGUACAGAUUAUGUCUUGGCUCCAAAGAUCACUGUGUGCAAGCACAAAAGCACUUCUUCUUCUUCUUCUAAUUUUUUAUUAUUUUAUUCACAUAAUAUACAUUCUUUACAACAGACAACUCCAAAAUAAAAUCAUAUAUAGCAAAACCAUAAGUCUCAUGUUUUCAUUUACACUGAUCUCCUUUCCAAUACCUUUACUUGAUAUUUCUUGCUGCUUCCUGCUUUCCUUAUAGAAUCUUUAUGGAAAUUUAAAUCUCUUAAAUCCUAUACCAAUCUUUAACAAUUUCAAUUAAUCCCUUCAUCUCCCUCCCCCACAACCCAGUACUUCACCCGUGUGCGAUCUUCUUUGCCUACUAUUAAUUUUGUUAUUGUUGCGUUACUCAUUUUAUUUGUUAUUCCAUCCUUAAUAUAAUAUUAUCCUAUCUCCUUGUGCCUUUUAAACUUUUAAAGAAUAGCACUUCUGUUAAGUUGUGGGUGAACAUAUCAGACUACACAGCGAUUCUUCAAA
This is a messenger RNA of Podarcis lilfordi (Lilford's wall lizard), 63929 nucleotides long. The record is from the annotation of a GenBank genome assembly. NCBI's taxonomy places the organism in Eukaryota, Metazoa, Chordata, Lepidosauria, Squamata, Lacertidae.